AUGUAUGGUACGGAUUGUGUUAGACCUAGGUCCGGGAAGUGAAAGCUCAAAUCCCAGCACAGCCAUGGUCUCCCUGGGUAACCAUGAUCACAAGAGAUACCAUUUCGCACCUCCUUGAAUGAAGCUUCACAACCCAGUGGCACACUCGCCCUUCCUGGUAAGGUAGGUACAUGCAGAACACGUUGGCAUUGGUUAUCGAGGAAGAUUCUGUUUUGCUUCUGCCUCCUACUCUGUGCUGGGUAGAAUGUGAGGCUGCUGGAAUAGCGCCCGUGACAUUGUUUGAUCUUUAUCCCGCCUGUAAUUAUCAGAGCAUCAUCUUUUUAUAAGCGGAAUAAAACAAGACUUAUUGCAAAGCCGCUGCAAAGCUGGGUUCCUUCUCAAGCCGAGCGUAGGAAUCAGGUUGGCGUUAGUGAGGUUCCCACAUCAUCGUGUGCUUGGACGCCUUCCAGUCGAAGCUGCAAGAAAUGCUGAGUUUCAUUUUCAGCCGUGGCAAGUCUUUGGUUGUCCUUUGGCAUUUGAUCGUUUGCAACAUUCAGAGUCUUCGUUUACUGUAUUUUUCUGUGUUUAAUAUGCCGCCGUGUAUAAGACAUCCCUGUGUAUAAGAACCCCCUAUUUUGGGGGACUCCAAAUUAAAAAAUGGGGGUAGAUUGCCCAGAGUUGUUGAGCUUUUUUGGGGCAGAAUUGUGGAGCCUUUUUUAGGGGGGUUUGCCAAAAAUCACUCACUUUCCUGACCUACGCUGCCACUUGCACGCGUCGCCAAAACCACCCAUCGUCUGUCCCCUCGUGAAAGAACCCACAUCAAUUGCCUGUCCAUUGAAGUGGGGGGGGGGGAGAGUGGGGAGAUUGGGAACCACUCAACGCCUCCCAAUGUUUUUAUCUCACUUUCCCCUCCCUUUGUUGUUGUUGUUUAGUCGUUUAGUCGUGUCCAACUCUUCGUGACCCCAUGGGCCAGAGCACGCCAGGCACUCCUGUCUUCCACUGCCUCCCGCAGUUUGGUCAAACUCAUGCUGGUAGCUUCGAGAACACUGUCCAACCAUCUCGUCCUCUGUUGUCCCCUUCUCCUUGUGCCCUCAAUCUUUCCCAACAUCAGGGUCUUUUCCAGGGAGUCUUCUCUUCUCAUGAGGUGGCCAAAGUAUUGGAGCCUCAGCUUCACGAUCUGUCCUUCCAGUGAGCACUCAGGGCUGAUUUCCCUCCCUAAGGAAGCCCAAAGCAGCUAGUGUCACCAUUCAACAAUGAAUCGGAUAUUUUCAGAAGACAAUCAAACAAUAUAAAUCCUUGUCUCACUGGGUUCCCAUAGGCAACAGGAAAUUCUAUGCAGGUGAGCAGGCUGCCUGGGAAAGGAGGGGUAGAGUUCUCCAUCCUUGUCCUGCCAUCCUACUGCCACAGAAGAGAGGGUGUUUCUUAUGUCACACCCAGCUUGGAAAUAAAACAAUUGCUUCUAUGCUAACCAGCUUGGUUUACAUGCUGGCUGCAAUCAGCACAGACACCGGGGGCGCUUAGGCUAGUCCCCCACCCCACCCCAGGGCUGGUAAAUGUUGUGGGUGUAUCUACAAGACUGGACUAGUUAAUGACUAGUCAGUCGAUACAAAACCACAGCUUCUCGUUCUCAGUUGUUUGUCUGCUUUGAUUUCUCUCAGAUCGGCGCAGGAUUCCGCUUUCUAAGUUCAUAUGUUCCUUCCCAGCUCCUUGGUGUGGCAGCCGCUCAAAUGCAGAGCAAUGGCCCCAUAUGUGGCUUGCCAAUGGUCCAGGAAUUCAAUCAUAACAGCAGCUAACCAUGCUUAGCAGCAGCUGAGCUUCACAAACCAGCUUCAAACUCUGACUUCAAGAUCCUGGUUUGCUGGCACCAAAGAAACCAUGGUCAGGUCAAUGUGCUAAAACAAACCAUGGUUUCAUAUUAUAGCUGGAUAUGGGAUAUCUGAGCACAAUUCAAAGUGUUGGUGCUGACCUUUGAAGCCCUAAACAGCCUCAGUCCAGUAUACCUGAAGGAGCAUCUCCACCCCCUUUGCUCAGCAUUGAGGUCCAGCUCCGAGGGCCUUCUGGUGGCUCCCUCACUGUGAGAAGUGAGGUUACAGGGAACAAGGCAGAGGGCCUUCUUGGUAGUGGUGCCCACCCCGUGGAAUGACCUCCCAUCAGAUGUCAAAGAAAUAAACACCUGACUUUUAGAAGACAUUUGAAGGCAACCCUGUUUAGGGAAGUUUUUAAUGUUUGAUGUUUUAUCGUGUUUUUAAUAUUCUGUUGGAAGCUGCCCAGAGUGGCUGGGGAGACCCAGCCAAAUGGGCUGGGUAUAAAUUUAUUAUUAUUGUUGUUGUUGUUGUUGUUGUUGUUGUUAUGCUACCACUUUCUGUUCUAAUCAUGAUAUUUUAUUGUUAUCUAGACAAGACCUAAGGGAAUUUUCACAAGUGAGGCUUCCAUAUCCAGGCAUCUGUGCUGAAUGUAAUGUUUCUGUUGAUGUUACAAAUGUGUCGGCAACAGGGGUAGAAUCUUUGCCAGUCCACAUUCCAUCCUGGGAACAUUCUGGGGGUCACAUGCAAGUGCUGGUCAGGGCCAGAGACAAAAGUGGAUGAACCGAUUGAUGCUAUUCUUCCUUCCGUUCUAGCCACAUAUAAAUCAAAGGUUUCUACACACAUACAUCUUUCCAUCCUUCAUCCAAGCAACCGAGAAGCAUCUUCACAGUUCUGCAGUACAUUCUGGCCAGACUUAGCAAUACAAAAGUAAAGCUCUGUGUGCUAUUUUAAUUCCAUCACUGCACAACUGGAAGUUAGCCCCGUGGUUCUAAAGGAGUUUAUUUCAGGUUUGCUUCAAACCUAUCCAGUGACAUAGCAUAGCUUGCUAGUGCCCGGGGCCACACAGAGGGUGGGAGGGAGGGAAACAGCUGGAGUACCAUGCGCAUUCAACUGCCCAGGAGAUUGCAGCCACAGAGAUAAGAAGAGUUUUUCUGUCAUCUGGAGGGGUCACUUCCUGGUUCACAUGGAGAAGGAGCUUUAAACGGAGUUCAGCGGCAGAAAGGAGCAGCUAUAUUGAGGCAGCACCAGGUGUUGGUUUUUUGUGCCCCUAACAAUUUUGCACCUGGGGCAACCACCCCUGUGGCCCCCCACCAUGUUAUGCCACUGACGCUAUCAUCGCUUACCUGGGAGUAAACCCCACAGAGCUCCCUGUGACUUUUACACAGAUGUAUACAGUAUAGGAUUUCAAAGCGCUUAAUCUAUCACUAAUCCUUACCACUACCCUUUAAGAUAGGCCAGUAUUCGCAUUUCCAUACUGCUGAUUGCAGGGGAGAAGAGUGGCUAUGAGCGACCGAGACUCGCCAAAGGCCGCCCACUAAAUUCAUAGCUUGGAUAAAGUUUGAAACAAGAACUUUCUGAUUUACAGCUCAUUCCCUUAUCCACUACAUCACCCUAGCUGGCUGUUCUUUCAUAUUCACUAAGAAAACACAAUGCUGAUUGUCCACCCCUCUGCUUCCACCCACUCUCAGUCGUGUAUCAGCUUCUUGGUAGUGAAAUCACGUUUGGGAAAUUUGCAGUUUUGUCCUUGCCAUGUUUUACGAACCAUUUUAUUUAACACCUAGUGCUUUACUCCUGAAGGAGGGAGUGGCGGUACUAAUUAUGAGUGUUUUUCUUCUUCUGAAAACCAGAGCAGCCUUCAGUGAGCUGUUCCGUAAUUUACUAUGACCCAAGUUGCCUUUAAAUGCUAAGCCAGACUUUAGCAAGAAUGAACAAACAGGCAGAUUCUCAGAGUAGAGGGUGGCAACGGACGCUUUCCUUCUCUGCUCCUACUGUUGCCACGCUACUUGUGGCUAAGAAGAAGAGUUUGGAUUUGAUAUCCCGCUUUAUCACUACCCGAAGGAGUCUCAAAGCGGCUAACAUUCUCCUUUCCCUUCCUCCCCCACAACAAACACUCUGUGAGGUGAGUGGGGCUGAGAGACUUCCGAGAAGUGUGACUAGCCCAAGGUCCCCAGCAGCUGCAUGUGGAGGAGUGGAGACGCGAACCCAGUUCCCCAGAUUACGAGUCUACCGCUCUUAACCACUACACCACACUGGCUCUAAGUCAUGGUUUGGUUGAAUGUGCUCUGUCCAAACCCAGACUGAUGGUUUGUCUAGUUCCAGAAUAAAACCAGAACCUGUAAAAAAAUGUUCGUUCUUGGUCUGCCACUUGUGGUUUGUCUGGAGAAAAACAAGGCAUGAGCUCAAAUUUGGACAUAAUAACACUAAACCAAACUAUGGUUUAGCCCUGGAAGCAAAAGGACUGAGGGAGACUGCAGCAGCCACAAUCUAUUCUCUUUGGGGGUUUGUUAGUACUUCUCAUUAUCUGUUCAAGUUUCUAGUCCCUAAGUGGGUGGGAUUCCUGCAUUGCAGGGGGUUGGGCUAGAUGACCAUGAGGGUCCCUUAAAACUCUGCAGUUCUAUCAUUUUAAGCCCUUCUGAGCUUUCCAUCCACCUUGGAAACAGCAUCAUUUUUUAUCAGAGCAACUGACGAAGGUGGAAGCUGAAACGUUUUGCUAUAAGGAUUUAAAAUUUCUGCUUUGUUCAUUGCUUUGAGAGUCUCUGGGCCCAAAAGUGUUAACUACAUACAUAUAUACAGUGCUUUUUUUCUUUAAAAAUGUCUAGGGGUACUCUCAUUUUCCUACUCAUAUUGAAAUACUGAUCCUCAAUGAGGCCAAACUUAGAUUCACAAAAUGUUUAGGGGUACAUGUCCCCUGCAUCCCCUCCCCCGAAAAAAGAACUGCAUAUACAUACAUAUACAUACACCGCAUAUACAUACAUAUAUACAUAAAACAUUUGCACCCAGAAAAUCACAUGCAGUAAGGGUAGAUCUAAACACAGGAAAAACACAUGCUAUAAUUAAGUUAGAAGUUAGAUUGUUAUAACAAAAGAAAAAACCUCUAUGAAAAAUCACUUUUUAAAUUUGACUGCUCUCUGGUGCCAUCUGGUGUUGCAUGUUUAUAGUGCAUUCAAAUCGCUAUUUCAGUACUAAUGUAGCUGAGCCCUAAGUAAUAUACAGUUAUUGGCAGAGAGGGCAGAAGAAACCAGUAAUGGCACGAUUCAGUGGGAUUUCCAAUAUUGGAUGCCAUGUCAUCAUUGAAACUUUUCACUAGCUUUUGCAAGUGUUCUUUGCCUUUCUGAGCGCUGAAGAAGUGAUUAGAGUCCAUGCAGAUGAUUGCAGAUGGCUCAGACAUUAAAUAUGUUGUUUAGCAACUGCUGAUAUUUCUAUUAUAUGUUUGCAGGGUAUGGCUGAUUGUGUAACAGGAAGCAUGAAUCACCUGGUAAAGACAAAUCAGCUAGAUAAAGAGAUAAGUGUUGUCUUGGGUAUGGGAAAAUUGAGAUUUUGCAAAUGGCCCAAUCUGUUUGGUAUAAUAGGUUAACACAGACUCUUUUAUAAGCUGUUUGCAUGCACUGUCAUAUUCAGUAUUCUGCUGUUUUGGAAUAAAGCCUGCUUGAAGUGUAGCUCUUCUUAUUCCUUUUUUGUUUUUUAUUAAGUGAUGCCGAAGAACAUCUUCAAAUGGGCAUUCUGUGGGUGGAGAACAUGAAGAUCAUGAGAAAUGAGGAGACUGCUGAAUCUCUGCGUGGAGCUAGCUGUGUGGUAAACAACAGCCAUUUUAGUCACACACACAAAAUUGCUAAUCAUGAUCAACUGGUUAGAAUAAGCAUAUGCAGAACUUUGACGUAGGUUUUAUCAGGCUCUGUUUUUGAGAAGAGGUCUGCGUUUUUACUAAAACCUUUUUGAGGGAGCAUCACUAUCACAACACCUACCUGCUGAUGUUUUAAGCUUUGCAUAAGGCUCUAUGUACAGCAGGGGUAUACAACAGAUGACUGGCGGAUGAAUUGUCCUGCCCAUUUCAUACUUGAGUUCUGAGCAUGCUCAGAGCUGUUUCCUUGAAGGUCACACCUACAAACAGUUCCUAGCACAGUUCAUAUGAUACGCAGGCAGGCGGGAGGGUGUGUUUGCUGCUUUGAACAGCUUUCCCCUUUGUUUUGUGACUCUGCUACAGAGAAAGCGCAACAGUGAACCUGUGUCUCUUUCUGUAAUAAACAUUUAUUCUUUACUUAAUACUUUUGCCUUUAUUUGUGUGAAAGGGGGAUUGGGUGGAGAUAUUGUGGAUGACUUUUUGUGUGUGUGGCAGCAGCUUGUGUGGGUCAAAAGCAGUAUACCAAGAGUUUGGGGAAACCAUUAGAGUCUCCUUGCUCUGUCCUCUAGGGAUCAGAAAGCCAUAUAGGCCAGCAACGACUAUGUUAGUUGGACAGGGGGGAAACAAUUGAGACUGGUGAGUGAGAAAUGUCUAGGGUUAAGCCAUUCAUUUGCCCUCCCUGCUAUCUGUCUGAUUCCUUGCAUUCACUCAGUAAAAAGUGCUGCAGCUGUUAGGUGGGUCAUAAGUAGUUGGUGUGAGCAAUUCUAGAGUAUUUUUUAAGAAGCUGUAUUUAUACAGAGCUCUCGUUCCAACAGCCUGACACCCAAACAUUAGCUGGGGGGGGGGAGGUAGGGUUAGGGUUACAAAACAGUAGAUAUGGGGGCUGAUUGAACUUUCAAGGCUCCAAAGCCCCUUCCUCUCCCAUAGUUUAAGUUCAGAACAUCUUGCGUUCUGAACAAUUUGUUACAAUGAUUUCCAAAUGGCUCGGCAGUUAAUUAAAAGUUUCCUGUUUGUAGUUCCUUGCCUGUUUCUACAGAUCCCUCUUUAUCCCUUUAAUAAAAGGGAUUCGUCUAUAAUUUAUUCAUUGAAUAUUUUCUCUUAAUUGUUCUAGCGACAGUUGCUGUUCCCAGUAGAGCUGUGUGGCGAUGGGCAGGCUAAGCUUUAAUUGAUUUAUUCCAUCUGAGUUUUUAUGUUCUUCCUUACAUCAAAACAUAGGAGAGGCACCGCAAGCGAGAAACUUGUCAUGAAAGAGACAAGAGUUUGGGAAAGUCUCAGUAGUACCGUACUUUUCCUGAUGAGCUAGUGCCACAAUCAUGUCUUACAAUCUGUAUUUAUAAUCCAUUCUGGGUUUGGGGAAAUUCUGUAAAGAAUUGUAAGCACGGUAGUUUGUUCAAAGCUGCUAGACAUUGCAACUUUAUGAAGGGUGAACUACGGUGCUCAGAAUUUUUUACAGAGAAGAAUGUGCUUUGAUUGUGCUUUAAAGAGAUUUGUGUUUGCUAAAAUGUAUAGAACAAGUUCUAAAAAGUGUUGGAAAUGCAGAGAAAAGGAGGGUACAUUCCAUCAUAUGUGGUGGGAAUGUAAGAUUAUUAAAGCUUCUGGGAAAUGAUUUAUAAUGAACUGAAGGAAUUUUUUUUAAUAACUUUUGUUAGAAAACCAGAAGCCUUUUUACUUGGAUUGAUAGGAACUGAACUCCCUAAAGAACAGAAGAAAAUAUUUAUGUAUGCUACAACAGCCACCCAAAUACUGUUAGCCCAAAGGUGGAAGGAAGAAAGGAGACCGACGAAAGAAGAAUGGCAAAUCAAGCUAAUGGAUUAUGCAGAAAUGGCAAAACUAAUGGCAAAGCUCAGAGACUAUGAUAACGAGAAGUUUUAAAAAGAGUGGGAAUCGUUCAUUGUUUAUGUGCAAAAAUACUGUAAACAGAAUGACACAUUGGCAGGAUUUUAAGUAAACGCUUGCAACUAGCAGAAAAUUAGAAAAAAAUUACCGUAAGGGAAAUAGUAAUUGGAAAAGUAUAAGUAUGGAAAUGCACAAGAAUUUGGUUGAUAUAUAUAAGGAUCCAGAAGAGGGUAUGGAGGGAAGUCCAUUCAAAGAAUCUCAAAGAGAAGGUUCGUGAAAAUGUAUUUGUAUAAAUCUAAUCUGGUAGAAAUGUGAAUUAAUUUCUGUUUUUAAUUGUGAAAACAUAACUGUGGAAAAUUAAUUUAAAAAUAUUUACAGGGGGGGGAAGAAAAAAAAGAAAUACAUUCUGGGAUGGGGGAAAUUCGGUAAAGAAUUCUGAGCACUGUAGUUUGUUCAAAUCUUCUAGGCAUUGCAACUCUACAAAGGGUAAAUUACAAUGCUCAGAAUUCUUUAUGGAGAAGAAUGUGCUUUGAUCGUGCUUUAAAGAAAUACGUGUUUGUGAAGCCAAUAUGCAUUCUACAGAUACCUCAUUCUACCAGUAGACGAUCUUGUUAGUUUUAAAAAUGCUGUGCUCCUUAUAUGACUCUUGUUUAUCCCUGAAAUCCUCGUGGGAUAUUUUCCUCAUGACAUUUUUAACAAUGACCCAUUUGGGCCCUUCUCUUCCUCUCCAGUCACCAAUGCAAAUCUAACAAUUAACCAAGGGUAAAUAUAGCAGCAUGACACAUUGUGUUCUCUUUAACACCCCCUCAAGGGUUAGAUUGUGGUGUUUGGGCCUGAGCUGAAGCUAUUUGGAGACUGUAGUAAGCCUGCAGGAGGAAAAUGGAAGGAUUUUUGUUGCUAGACAGACUCACUUUCUAGUCCCUGACACUGGGGAGCACUGAGGAGCCGCUUCACGUGGGCUCAUUCUGAUAUUUGGUUAGGCUGGUUGAAUGCUGAACCGGUAGCAAUGGUCUGCAUAACGAAGGCAAACGAGUUGAUUUGGAAAAGCAAGAUAAUAAUGAUGACCUGAGUCAUGGUGGUCUCUUUCUUUCUACUCAUAGAUUAGGAUUACUUGUACAGAAAUUGAAAUAGACUCGGAGUCGAGAGUGGAUUUCAUGCUCUUUAUUCAGCUCAUAGUGGUGAGGAGGAAUGGAAGUUCCCCCAGAAUGUCUGCCUUAUAUACAUUAUUUACACAAUGGGCUCUACAUGAUUGGCUAAUUCCGGGAUUCUCCUGUAGGCCAAUCAGGUUGCGGAUUCCCUUCCAUCUGGAGCUGGAUUGGGUGGCUCCUGUGGACCAAUCAGACUGCUGCAUUCUGGGUCCUAUUGUUCUAGGACCAAUCAGACUGCUGCAUUCUGAAUCCUAUUGUUCUAGGACCAAUCAGGCUGCUGCAUUUUGGAUCCUAUUCAACUCAGUACAUAACAACGCUGGACGCAUGCGCCAUUUUUCACCAAACACUUUUCAAUGGUGCUACUACCUAUGCGGCUGCAUACCCUCCAACAUUCCCUUUCACUCCCCCUUUUUUCUUGCCUAGGGUGGCCCUAUCCUCUGCCUGCCCCUCAGAGCUGGUGCGUCACACAGGGCUGGGCCUUGGCCGCUGCAGCUUCUCUUUCUUCUCCUCACCCGCUCUCCAGCAUCUGCUAAAGGCAGGUGGAGCUUGCCGGGAGCUUGCCGGGCUGAGGGCGGGGGAAGCCCGAACUUCCCCCGACCCCAGCCCCCAGAAUGGGUCUGGGAGCGAUGGCGAGGUUGUGCUAUCCGCAAGCCUUCUGAGCCCGGUGGGAACUCCUGCCAGGCUCCGAAGGCUUGCGGAUAGCUGCCCAAAGCCCGGGGUGCGCAGCGCUGCUCUCCCCGGGCUUCGGGCUGCAGGCUUGCGGAUAGCUUCGCACCGACCCCUCUCGCUCUCCAGGCUUCAGCGAAAGCCUGCAUUUGCUCCAUAGGACGCACACACAUUUCCCCUUCAUUUUUGGAGGGGAAAAAGUGCGUCCUAUAGAGCGAAAAAUACGGUACUUCUAUUACUUUGUUUCAACCAUAGACUUAUUAUACUUCUACGGACUUUCAAAGAUUGACAGACGUGUGUUCAAUUGAUUUCAAAUAUAUUAGAGAAUUUACAAGUGCACACAUUUUGUUUUUGUUACUAAAUCAUGUAUGUUAUGCAAUAAGAAUUACAGUGCUAUCUAGAAUACCGGUCUGCGUGUUGCUUGUAUUGUUUGUUGUGUUAAGGUUGCAACACGGGUUUGUUGUUCUGUACAAAGGAGGAGGCCGCCACCGCUGGUGACCAUAGAGAUGCCGCAACCACCGCCACAGUCGUAACUCGGGACAAGCGCCGGUUCAUCCUCUUUCCUGAGCUUGCCAGCGCUGGCGCUGGCAAGGGAAAUAGGGGCAUUCCGGAAGGUAUGGAAAGAAACACGGCACUCAGACACACAUAAAAAGUCCUCCUACCCCCGAAAGACAAUAUAAAUGUUAGAAAUCACUCCAUAAAAGUAUACUUUGGAUUCCUCCCACAUAGCUGUUGUCAACAAAAACUGCUCCCUUUCUCUUAUGGGGUACACAAGAGCCCUUAUAGAGUCCUAUGUAGGUUUUCCAUCAGUAGGAGAAAAUAACAGAGGCCAACCAGAGAAUACAGUGGUACCUCGGGUUAAGUACUUAAUUCGUUCUGGAGGUCCAUUCUUAACCUGAAACUGUUCUUAAUCUGAAGCACCACUUUAGCUAAUGGGGCCUCCUGCUGCUGCCGCGCCACUGGAGCACGAUUUCUGUUCUCAUCCUGAAGCAAAGUUCUUAACCUGAAGCACUAUUUCUGGGUUAGCGGAGUAUGUAACCUGAAGCGUAUGUAACUUGAAGCGAAUGUAACCCAAGGUACCGGUGUAUUGAGACGCAAAGCAGCUAGUAAGCCUGAUGUUGCAACAGGGUGCUCCCCUCACACGCAGGAAGGAGGAAGACCCAGAACAAAGGUGUGCCUGCCCUUAUACAGACUUUUGAACUGCCCACCCUGGAGCCCAAGAGCACCCCCAGAAACAUCAUACUUACUUCAGAGAAGGGGCGGACUACAACAGAAAUCUGAGUGCGUUGUUUUUAUCCUGUCUGCCCGGUUACCUGAUAAGGAUUACCUCGGCAUCCUGGCCACUCUUUUGUUAUGAUAACUACUCAGUUCCUGAAUCCAGGUCACAGGCUCACCCUAUUCAUACCUUAAAUGUGCCCAUGAGACAGGAUUUGUGAGCAAAGAAACAAUGGGGAGGCUUCCCAUUUCCUUCGACCUUGCAGAGGAAUAAAGGUAAAGGGACCCCUGACCAUUAGGUCCAGUCGUGACCGACUCUGGGGUUGCGGUGCUCAUCUCGCUUUAUUGGCCGAGGGAGCCAGUGUACAGCUUCCGGGUCAUGUGGCCAGCAUGACUAAGCCGCUUCUGAUGAACCAGAGCAGCGCACGGAAAUGCCGUUUACCUUCCCGCUGGAGCAGUACCUAUUUAUCUACUUGCACUUUGACGUGCUUUCGAACUGCUAGGUUGGCAGGAGCAGGACUGAGCAACGGGAGCUCACCCCGUCGCGGGGAUUCGAACUGCCAACCUUCUGAUUGGCAAGUCCUAGGCUCUAUGGUUUAACCCACAGCGCCACCGAAUAUUUGAGGUCAAUUUGGAAGAGACAAAUGGUCUCAGGACCUUUUCUGUGGUUCUCAGACGUGUGGUCUAUACAUUUAUGUAUUUGCUUGCUUGGUACAUUUAUGAACAUUCAUAUAUUUGUCUUUAUAUAUAUAAGACAUUAAAAUUCUUAUAACAUAGCAAAAAGCAAAUCAAUUCCAGCAUGCAGGUGAUGACGUUACGGUCUAUUUUGUUCCCAACAAUUAUUUGCUACACUUGAACUCCGCCUUUCCUUGAAAGAGCUGAAGGCAGUGAAAAAGAAACAUGUCUGAUUUCAUCUUCUCAACAACUCUGUGAGGUCUGCUGGGCCAGGAAAGAGGACAACGGACCCAGAAGCCACCCUGGAAGCUUUAUUUCUGAAAUGAGAAUUUGAACACAAGCCUCUCCAAUCCAACACAGCACUGUGGACCACACUGGCUCUCUAUUACCUGCUGGUGAACCCAUCAGGAUUACAAAACAAUCUGUUCAAUGGUAUAUUUCUUCCUCAUUUAAAUCAUCACAGAUAUUGCCUGCUUAUGUUUUCCCUGUUAAUGUCAACAGCAGCAAUGAAAUCCCUUUAAUCCAUCCGGCCUGCCAUCCAGCCUCCAGCGAAGGCUAUAUCUGAUGCCCUAGAAAUAGUCAGGUUUAUCCAGUUUUAUCUUUAAGAACUAGCACUGGCGGUUAGAAGAAGGAUGUUGCUGGACUCCUGUCCAUCAGCUUCAGCUAGCAUGGCCAAUGGUCAGGAAUGAUGGGAGUUUGUAGUCCAAUGUCUGGAGGGCCUAAAGUUGCCCAUUAUUCAUUUGAAUAAUAGUUCAAUGUCUCUUCAUAGAAUCAUAGAUUUGGAAGGGACCCAAGGGUCCUCUAGUCUAACCCCCUGCAAUGCAGGAAUCUCAACUAGAUCAUACAUGACAGAUGACCAACUUCUGCUUAAAAACAUCCAAGGAAGGAGAAUCUGCCACCUCUUGUGAGAAUCAGAAAGUUCUUCCUGGUGUUUGGACAUAUUAACAUAACAAACUUUCAUCUAACAUGAGAAAAGGUAAGUUUCACAAACCUAUUAAAACUUGUAAAAAUAAACAAAUGCAAGACUUCAGAUGGGGUUUUUAAGGCUUAGCACCAUCAAUAUAAAGAGUUGUCAUGUUUUCAUUUUAUUGUACCUCAAAGAAUGAAAUCUGAAUAAAUCCAUAUACGUUAGGACACAUGCUGUAUUUUUAUUGAGUUUUACUUGGCCAACUUUGAAAACGCAUGUCGAUUCACCACCAACAUUUGAUCGUUACUGGGGAAAAAGAAACCAAAGAGUUAUCGACUAGAAUUCCAAUCCUACCCAGACACAAAAGAUUCACCGGCAAAAUUACAGUUACGAUUUUCACAAGGCCAUGAGAAAUACAUUACUUUACAUAAAAAAACGGACGUAGUGUUAGAAUAGUGCUGUCCAAAUAAUAACCCUACUUGAAAGUAUUUGACUAGUUAUUUUCAUUUUCUGAAUAGCAAAUGGUGGGGUGGAAACUAGGGAGGAGGAGGAGGAGGAGGAGGAGGAGGAGGAAGAAGAAGAAGAAGAAGAAGAAGAAGAAGAAGAAGAAGAAGAAGAAGAAGAAGAGGUACUUUGUGAGAAGGAGUAAAGCAGUCAUGUUUAGUCAAGGUCUCUAAUGCCUCAGCUAUAUCAUUUUGCCCACCCAGCAUAACCUCAAAGCUGUUUUAUUGGGUAACCUUUGUUCCUGUUGCCACAAAUUUGCUGAAAAGGCCCAUUUGGCCACAGCAGGACUUGCUAGUCCAAGUAGGGAGGGGGAUUAUAUUCCUGUUAUCCUCUUAUUAUUGGUGUAUGAAUCUACAGAGGGCAACCUGUCCUCGGUCAGUUUAUAUUUAUUUAAUCUGUAUAUCAAUAUGAGGAAAUGAUUCAUCUCACAGACCUGGGGGGGGGGAAAUAAUUUUGCAUGAUAAUAAUAAAGUUUUCAUUGAAUCUAACACUGUCAAACAUGUAGAGGAAUGACAGAAUACAAAACACUUCCAUAUAUUAACAGACAAGCCACCCCCCCCCCCAAAUCCCCAUUCAGUACUUUUCCCUUUUGUGGAUUCCUAGUUUAAUACUUAUGGUCAAAACCAAAGUUACUGUAUUUUUCCGUCUAUAAGACACCCAUGUAUAAGAUGCCCCCUAUUUUUUGGGACUCCAAAUUAAGAAAACAUCCCUCAGCACUACCCUUUUAUAAGAUGAGUCCCAAUUUUAAACCUAAUUUUUUGGUAAAAAAAGCCCCAUGUCUUAUACAUGGAAAAAUACGGUAUAUAUUCUACCUCUUUCUUGUUGUUUAGUUGUUUAGUCGUGACCCCAUGGACCAGAGCACGUCAGGCACUCCUGUCUUCCACUGCCUCCUGCAGUUUGGUCAAACUCAUGUUAGUAGCUUCGAAAACACUGUCCAACCAUCCCGUCCUCUGUCGUCCCCUUCUCCUUGCGCCCUCCAUCUUUCCCAACAUCAGGGUCUUUUCCAGUGAGUCUUCUCUUCUCAUGAGGUGGCCAAGGUAUUGGAGCCUCAGCUUCAGGAUCUGUCCUUCCAGUGAGCACUCAGGGCUGAUUUCCUUAAGAAUGGAUAGGUUUGAUCUUCUUGCAGUCCAUGGGACUCUCAAGAGUCUCCUCCAGCACCAUAAUUCAAAAGCAUCAAUUCUUUGGCAUUCAGCCUUCUUUAUGUCCAGCUCUCACUUCUCACUACUGGGAAAACCAUAGCUUUAACUAUAGGGACCUUUGUUGGCAAGGUCCUCUUUCUAGAGGAGCACAAUUGCAGUCUUGAGGAAAAAGUGGGGAAUAAUCAUCAAAAUUCAAAGUAUCACCAUUUGAAACAGGGCACUGUUGGAGUGCCAUUAACUCAAUUGUAAAUGGUACCCAGAAACAACCAUUUCUGGUAUUUAAGAGUUCCAGUUCCUUUGGGGGGGAUGUUAAUUUGCCAUUUUUCACCUUUUCCUUUACUGACAUUUGGGAUUUCAAUGACUUAUAAAAAUAAUAAUCUUCCCACAGUCUCCCCUAAUUAUAACAUAUAUAUUUGCCCUUAGACAAUCGCAAUCUAACAGUGACACCAAUGCUUUUCACACCUCCUCUCCCUUUCUUCAUAUACUUAGCUGGUUUUGAACAGACAGACAUUCUGGCUUCGGUCCAAAAGUGCUCUUCUAGAAAUGGAAAGCCUCAUCUACUCAUACAAGGGCUGUUUCGGACUUGGAGUGUUGUGGAAAAACCAUCAACAGAAAUCCAGAGUUCUUCCAUUUGCUCCUGCCCUUUGCAUAACUGUUUGCACAGAAUAGGUUGCUAAUUUUUCUCUGGAUUCCGUAACCUGGAUCCUGACCACAGAGAACUGGGGUGUAUUGGCUCCCGGCUCCUGAGGGUUGGGGAGGGUGGGCAUUGGGGCGUGGGAAAACAUUGCAUUAUCAUCAUCAUCAUCAUCAUCAACAUCAUCAUCAGUGCUUUUUUUCUGAGGAUACACAGAUGUACACAUACCCCUAAACAUUUUGUGAAUCUUUGUACUUUUGUCCAUUUACUGUAUCUAUUUCCCCUGAUUUGAACUACAAAAUGGUGAUUUUCUUGAGUCAAAAUGAGAGUACCCCUAAACAUUAUUUUAGAAAAAAAGCACUUAUUAUUAUUAUUCCACCCUUUUCACAAUAUCUCAGCACAGUUCACUGGAUAAAAAUACAAGCUAAAAACACAAGUAAAUAGUUAAACAAAACAAAACAAAACAAAACAAAACAAAACAAAACAAAACACUGAACAACCUUCCCACCCUACAAACACAUUUAAAAGUCUGUAGAAUAUUAAUCAGUCGUAUAAAACAAAAAAAAUACAAAAUACAAAUUACUGGUAACACAUAACACUUAAGAACACUUAAAAAACAACCCUCCCCAAACAAACAACAGCCACCGAAGUUAAAAAGGUAAGAAAAGAAAAAGGUAAAGGAUCCCUGGACAGUUUAGUCCAGUCAAAGGGGACUAUGGGGUUGCAGCACUCAUCUCGCUUUCAGGCCGAGGGAGCCCGUGUUUGUCCACAGACAGCUUUCCGGGUCAUGUGGCCAGCCUGACUAAACCGCUUCUGGUGCAACAGAACACCGUGACGGAAACCAGAGCACACAGAAACGCCGUUUACCUUCCCUCCACAGACGUACCUAUUUAUCUACUUGCGCUGGCAUGCUUUCGAACUGCUAGGUUGGCAGGAGCUGGCACAGAGCAACGGGAGCUCACUCCAUCUUGGGGAUUUGAACCGCCAACCUUCCGAUCAGCAAGCCCAAGAGGCUCAGUGGUUUUGACCACAGCGCCACCCGCGUCCCUUACCCAAGUUAAAACUCCACCCCCAUUAAAACCAUAAUUUUAGCACAAGGGAGCUGGCCUGUGCCCUUGUUCCAUCCCCAAAGUGUUGCCCCCUUUGGUGGCAUCCCUGUCGACAGCCCCAACUUCAAAGCAGUUGGAAGCGGGGAGUGGCAAAAACUGGUGAUCAAAGAAUAAGAGAACCAUCAACUUGUAGAGUUAGAAGGGAGAUGAGGGUCAUCCAGUCCAACCCUCUGCGAGGCAAGAAGCCUCUUUCUACUUGUGCAGAGGAUCUUUAGAUCCAAGUUUAUCCCUUUAACUGUUUCAAUCCCUUAUACUUGUCAAAGCAAGUUCUAUGGCUGGCGUGCAUCGUGUGGUUCCCUCUUGCAGCGCAAGGUCCAAUGGCUGGAAUAAUAAUAAUAAUAAUAAUAAUAAUAAUAAUAAUAAUAAUAAUUUAUUAUUUGUACCCCGCCCAUCUGGCUGGGUUUCCCCAGCCGCUCUGGGCGGCUUCCGCAGAGACCAAAAAUACACUAAAAGCAGCUCUCUGAAAGAAUGGAAGGCACACGUUGUGCUUGGGGUUUGGCAGUCGCUGCUGCAAGCACCUUCCUAUCGGGAACGGUUUGCACCCCCAGACAUGAAGGAUUCCUUUGCAAUGAGCUUGUUUUCCAGCGGGUGAUUUGUGGGCUUGUUGCGGCAGGCACACAGCGAUGCAAGUUGCAGAUACUUUCUCCUAUGAUCUUCCACUAGCACUUGCGCAACAGUUUCUACCAAUGGGUUAUAGGCUGCAUAUGCACAAUACGCUGAAAGCACAGGGCUUCCCGCAAAGAAUUCUGGAAACUGUAGUUUACCCCUUAAAGGUAAAGGGUAAAGGGACCCCUGACCAUUAGGUCCAGUCGUGGCCAACUCUGGGGUUGCGGCGCUCAUCUCGCUUUAUUGGCCGAGGGAGCUGGUGUACAGCUUCCGGGUCAUGUGGCCAGCACGACUAAGCCGCUUCUGGUGAACCAGAAACGCCGUUUACCUUCCCGCCGGAGCGGUACCUAUUUAUCUACUUGCACUUUGACGUGCUUUCAAACUGCUAGGUUCGAAAUAGGACGUCCCUAUUGCAUUAAUUGUUGGAGGGUAAAGGUAAAGGUACCCCUGACCGUUAGGUCCAGUCGCGGAUGACUCUCGCUCUAUAGGCUGAGGGAGCCGGAGUUUGUCCUCAGACAGCUUCCGGGUCAUGUGGCCAGCAUGACUAAGCCGCUUCUGGCAGACCAGAGCAGCGCACGGAAACGCCGUUUACCUUCCCUCCGGAGUGUUACCUCUUUAUCUACUUGCACUUUGACAUGCUUUCGAACUGCUAGGUUGGCAGGAGCAGGGACCAAACAACGGGGGCUCACCCUGUUGCGGGGAUUCGAACCGCCAACUUUCUUAUCAGCAAGCUCAGUGGUUUAGACCACAGCGCCACCCAUGUCCCUGUUGGAGGGUAUGCGAGUCAAAAAGCUCUUUUUGCUGUAGAUGAUAGAUUUCAAGUAUAACAAAUUGGAAAAAGGAGAAGAUUGCAUACACCAUUCAUAAUGAAUGGAACAUAUACAUAGUUUAACGUGGGAUACAAGUACUGUACCAUUCAAGAAGUUUGAAUGUGCAUUUGGAUAUGAGCAAGCGUUCCUUCUUUCUGUUCAUGUCUUCAUUUUACUCUGGCGGCAAUUCACCACAUUUAUCUCCCAGUUCUUCACUAUGUAUUUCAGUCUUUAAGGUUUAGGUAACCAUUUAUUUACCCAGGCAGUCUGGUUCGGACAGCCAUUUAUUAACAUGGAACAGCGUUAUAAAACAGGUGGGUAGGAAGGCUAGUUCUCCUUUAUAAGCUCUGAAAUUUAUUGGCAAACUGCUUUGCAAAACUAGUCAAAAUGCCACUUUGGAAAAGAAAUAAAAUUCCAGGAAAAUGUGCAAGCAAGUAACAGGGCAGUCUUAGAUAUCUUUACUGAGAAGUCAGCCCCAUAGAGUUCAAUGGGACUUACUCCCAGCUAAGUCUACAUAGGAUAGGGGGUUUUUAUGAGCUAUUUUAAAGGAGAUUUGGCAAAAUACAGACUUCUGACAUGGGUUGCCAUACGUCCUGAUUUCCCCGGGCAUAUGGCAACCCUAGCAUAGGAUUGUAGUCAAAGUCCAUUUUCCUUGUGUCCUUCUGGGCAUGAACGGCUGGCUGUCUUGGCUGGAAUCAGAUUGGCACAUGUGGUGUUGCCAGCUGUAAACUGGGGGAGUCACUUCCUGAUAAUGACCAAUGCCUACGCUGAAUAUGAUGCAAAAGAAGGAAGGUGCCAGAAUGUGAAAUGCCUUUUCCUGACUUAGAAAAGGCCCCUUGGUACAUAUUAAAUAUCCUAACAACUGCAACUCUUGGAGAUUUCAAGGUCUUUGAGGUUUAUUAUCUUUUGCAACUCCCUGGGAAGCAGGGAUGGGAGAAAUUUGCAUAGUGGAGACUCCUCAGGUUCUCAAAUAUUUAGGCUGCGAUCCUAUCCCCACUUUCUUGGAAGUAAGCCCCAUUGAAUUUGGUAGAAUUUACAUCUGAGUAGACAUGGAUAGGACUGCAAUAACCAUGCUGUGCAAACUGCUAUGGCAUUUGCAAAAUGCAAAUGAUAUUUUAAAAGCAUGGUUUGUAGGGCAGGGCUUUUUGAAAAGGAAAAUUAAAAAGCAGUGGUAUGUGAUUAUAAUUUGCAAGCAAAGCAUGCAUCGCUGUAAAAGACCUGGGCUGAUAACGCCAAGGUUGCAGGUUCGAUCCCUGAACGGGACAGCUGCAUAUUCCUGCAUUGCAGGGGGUUGGACUAGAUGAUCCUUAGGAUCCCUUCCAACUCUACAAUUCUACGAUUCUAUGAUUCUCUUUGUACAGUAUGUGCAUGCGGGACAUGCUUUCCUGCUUAGAGUCAUGUUCCAUGACAUUUAGAAGCCCACGUAGAGUGGGAGAAAUUCCUUAGAAGUGGGAUUUUGACAACACCAACGCAGAGGAGUGUUACAGUCAAGAUUCACACAAGAGGCAUCUUGAAAGAGGCCAAAAAAAUCUUUAUUUGGAGUGAGGAUUUUUUAAAAGAGUAAUAGAGGAAGCCACAGACGCAUACACACACACACACACACACACACACACACACACACCCCGCAGCUCACACCCAUCUUAGUAUACAGCAUGGGUUGACAAACUAAGGUCCGCAGGCCAGAUCAGGCCCAAUUGCUUUCUAGAUCCGGCCCGUGGAUGGUCUGGGAAUCCAGGAAGCCACCGUAGCACACACACACAAUAGUUUUUGCGACUCAGCCAGGCUUGGGGGUCAAAAGUGAGGCAGGCGGCUGCUCGAGAUAAGCCCCUUCUUCAUGCAUCACGCAUGCACAGCAAUCUUUUCUUCCAGGGUGGGGAAGAAGGAAAAGGAGCCACAGUUUGGAUUUCCACCAUGGAGCUGCCGGCAACUGCCCUCAGGAAGGGCAGUUGUGGCGGCAGGGGCUCAGAGGCGCCUCAGGAGCGACACCCACAGGUGUCAGUGGCGGUGGUGCUCCCUGCCAUAGGAAGUGGGGAGUGCCUGGGCGGCUGCACUCCGAAUCCGUUCUGCGCUCUGCUGGGGAGGCCGCUUGUUAGCUACACGGUGUGAGCCAUGGAAAGGUAAAUAGCCGCUGCCGCCUCGUCUUCCCUCACGCAGGGAAAAGAAAGUUUUUGCUUGAGCGGCACCGGCCUGACUUAGUGUGGCCAACGGCUUUUCCCUUCACCCACGCAUGCGCACACACUCUCCAGGGCUGACAGGAACAUAGCUGUCAACUUACAGAUUUGAAAAUAAGGGACCAGCAGCCUUGAAAAUAAGGGAUCAGCAGCCAAAAUAAGGGAUUUUCUGGGCACAGUUAUGUUCAGCUUCUGAGCCCCUCCAAGCCAAAGGCAGAAAGCCCAGCCAGCAGCCAAACGAAGCCUCAAGCGGUGGUUCCCACAGUGCAGCAACCCGGCAAAGGGGAUGCAGCAAGGAAAACCACUGUCACCUCUCCGCUGGGAAGCGCUGAGCAAAGGCGAGUCCCCAGGCAACGCAGCCGAUUUGAUCGGCACAAGGCAUGCAAGCUCCACCCCCCAGUCGUUCUUAGACUCCUUAUUGGGUGAGCAACGCAGCCAAGCAACAUAGUUGGAACCUCCCUCCUCCCUGGCCGGCAGGGAGGGAGGGAGAGGAGCUGCUUCCUUUGAAACCCGGGAAAUUUAAGGGACAUCAUCAAUAAGGGACAGCAGCAGGACACGGCGCUGGGAUAAGGGAGUUUCCCGCCAAAUAAGGGACGGUUGACAGGUAUGAACAGGAAUGGCGCGCUUACCUCAGCCCCCCAGCCCGCCUUAUGAGAGAAACAAUAACUGUCAACGCGUAAAACACAAAGGAUGCAGCGUGGGUGUAUGAGGGAACAACCCCCCCCCCAAUCACAUUUGGGCAACGUUGGGGUUGGUCCCAAUAAGGUUUUUUUCCCAAAAAAUGCGGGUCAUAAUCAAGGCAACAUAUAGUCCGGCCCCCCACAAGGUCUGAGGGACAGUGGACUUGCCCCCUGCUGAAAAAGUUUGCUGACCCCUGGUAUACAUAGAUUGUUGUCUAUGUCUCAGUUACUUUGUAGUUAACACAUGGACUGUGCACUCUGCGCGUGCACACGAUACGUAGGAAGGCAGGGGCUGCAGAAGUUUCACACCAGCGUGCACUGCUCUCCCACACGCAAGGGGAGGGGGAGAAUUAUAAGAUUAGCCUUACAAACUAAAAAGGCUCCUGGGGAACUGAGGAGAUCUAAGUGACUGGCUGCUAAGCCAAACACCCACUUCUCGAGUUCACAGCCACACUCGCCGUCAGUCAAACCAGUUUUCCUGUCCUCCUCUGUUGCCACCUCCAGCAUUUUUAUUUUUUUAAACAGAUCAAGCAUUUUCACAGAAAACAAAUACUUCUAGCACUGAGAGGGACACUUAAAAACCCCCAAAGAUUAGAUUAUUGUAAGGGGCUUGAAGGCAGUCCGAGUGUUUGAUCCAGAAUUCAGCUGCAAUGGAACUGCCUGUGCAGAUCGUCUGUUGGCUUCUCUUGCUACCAAUUUGCUCCUGGGCUCAGUCCAAUCUGUUGUCUUUGGCCUUUAAAGAUCUACAACCGCCGAGGACCAGAGUCCUUCAUUCCCCUUGCCAGCCAUUGGAAGGGAGACCUUCAUGAUGUUUCAGAGGCGGCCAGGAUUUUGAAUGGGCUCCUUGGGGAUGGGCCCAUCAAUGCUUGUUUUUAAGUGGGCAGCAAAGACGAUUGUAGGAAGCUUCUCUACAAUUCUGAAGGCAAGGAGAAUUUUUGCUGCUGUUUUUAUAAGAUGGUUGUGCCUUAACCAGGUUGUAAGCAUCUUGAUCACCUCCAGGGCUGAAAGGCAGCUUAGAAAUUAAUAAUAGUCUUGCAAAUGUUUGGGGACACCCCCCACUCUCUGCAAUAUUCCAGGGAGUUCCAGACGCUCACCUAGAGCCUGUACUCCUUCGGAGAAUUGAGACAUGGCAGAGACUGUUGUAAGCCUUAAAAAAUAUGGUUUGUUUACCUAUUUACACCUUCAGCCUGCAUGGAGGAAGUCCAGAACUUACAGUCUGGUCAUUUCAAGAGGGGCUCUUGCAGCCUGCCCAAGAUGGAUCUCAACCUUUUCCCCACCUUCUUCUUGCCAGCACACCUUGCUUAAAAACUCUCUUUUCCUGUCUUCUAAGCCCAAAGGAUUCAUCUAAGAUGGCCCAUCAAUCCAUUUUGUCAUCUUCUCUAGACUGGUUUGCAUAAGCUAGCCUUGCCUAGCAGAGUUCUACAGCAGGCAUAGGCAAACUCGGCCCGCCAGAUGUUUUCGGACUACAAUUCCCAUCAUCCCUAGCUAACAGGACCAGUGGUCAGAGAUGAUGGGAGUUGUAGUCCCAAAACAUCUGGCGGGCCGAGUUAGCCUAUGCCUGUUCUACAGCUUCUGCUUUCAUCCAUAUCUCAAUUAAUCAAAAUUCCACUAUUUAUUAAUUUCUAUGGUUUAAGGGGUCCUCCCCAAUCUAUAACACCAGUAAAAAUAAGGAAGGUAUAUUGUGUUUAGGCUUAACAGCGGAGGGGGACACACACAGUUUUACCUCCUCAAAACAUGGCACGGUGUACACAAAAUACAGAUAAAGCACAUUCUCUCCCACCCUAAUCCUGGAAGCUGUCAUUUAUCCAUCAAAGAGCUAUAAUUCCCAACACCCUUAACAAACUAUAGUUCCCACAAUUCUUGAGCAGGGGAAUGUACUUUAAAUGUAUGGUGUCUAUACAGGCAGAAUUCCGCUCCUGGCUUUUCUUGCUGCAAUCCCUCUUUGCCAUUUCUCUUUAGUUGCUCUCACCGGCUCAUAGAGCUACUCCUGUUUCCAUGCAAGAGGCUCAGGAGGAAGGCUGUGGAAAGGUGGCUAGGGGUCAGAGCUGAAGUGCGUUGGCAGAACUGCGUAGGAAUCUGUGCUCCACUUCAUUUAGCUGAAACCAGUCCUGUUCAUUAUUCAUGCCAUCGGCAUUAAAUUAGCAGCUUUAAUGGAAAAAAACAAAACCGUUCCUUUUUUAGGUUUUCUUCUGAAAAUGGCCACCAAAUAAGGAUUUGAAAGGUGAGAUCUGGACCGUUUCCUGAUGUGAAAGGUAAAGGUAAAAGGUAAAGGACCUCUGGACAGUAAGACCAGUCAAAGGCGACUAUGGGGUGCAGCGCUCAUCUCGCUUUCAGGCUGAGGGAGCCGGCGUUUGUCCACAGACGGCUUUCUGGGUCAUGUGGCCAGCAUGACUAACCACUUCUGGCGCAAUGGGACACCAUGAUGGAAGCCAGAGCGCAUGGAAACGGCGUUUACCUUCCCACCACAGUGGUACCUAUUUAUCUACUUGUGCUGGUAUGCUUUCGGACUGCUAGGUUGGCAGGAGCUGGGACAGAGCAACUGGAGCUCACCCUGGGGAUUUGAACCACUGACCUUCUGAUCAGCGAGCCCCAGAGGCUCCAUGGUUUAGACCACAGCGCCACCCGCAUCCCUUUCCUGAUGUUACUAUGGGCAGCUGCAAAGGGCUGGUGGAAGGCCAGUGCAAAAAGAUCUGGGGCAGGGGCAGCUCAUCACAGUAAGGUGAGACAUUGUGACAACCCCCUUUUAAAAUUUUUGCAUCCUUCUCUUUUGCAUCUGAAAGCUAUGGCAGGAAGUGUUACAGACACUUCCAGAAACUGAAGAGUCCUUGGGGCAAUUUGCAUGACCCCAGAGCGACCUUCUGCGCAUAUUUGCAUGUCGCAGAUGGUCAGGAAGAAAAAACAUCUUCACUGAUGAGGUGAAUGGACCAACAACAAAGAUUGCCUUCUACAGCCGGGCAGGAAUGUGUACCACGCUCUGGACUGCUGUGUGAGAAAGCCAAUUUUGGUCAUAUGAAUCAGCCUUAAGUCAUUAGGUUGUAGACAUGGAAACCAGGGCAGAAGACCAGGUUUUUGCCAUUAGAGAACUCCAGGUUUUAUUAAAAACAGGGGCCCCCUCCAAACGCUGUAACCAGAAUAGAUUGUGCCAUUUAAGUUCACUGCGUACGUAGACUCCUUUGCAGAAGGAAUUCUGCCUGGCUGUCAGUCAUGGUUGCUGUAAAAUGUGGGGGUAAAAUGUGGGAGAAAGAAAACAUGUGUGCCAUCUUGAGCUCCUUGGGGAGAAGGUGAGAUAUAAAUAAAAUAAAGGUAAAAUAUUGUGAUAGAUUACGGGACUGGGUGGCGCUGUGGGUUAAACCACAGAGCCUAGGGCUUGUCGAUCAGAAGGUCGGCGGUUCGAAUCCCCGCGAUGGGGUGAGCUUCCGUUGCUCGGUCCCAGCUCCUGCCAACUUAGCAUUUCGAAAGCACGUCAAAGUGCAAGUAGAUAAAUAGGUACCGCUCCGGUGGGAAGGUAAACGGCGUUUCCGUGCACUGCUCUGGUUCGCCAGAAGCAGCUCAGUCGUGCUGGCCACAUGACCCGGAAGCUGUACGCCAGCUCCCUCGGCCAAUAAAGCGAGAUAAGCGCCGCAACCCCAGAGUCGGUCACGACUGGACCUAAUGGUCAGGGGUCCCUUUACCUUUAUUGUGAUAGAUAUGGCAGGUGGACCCCUCCCCCAACCUUGAAAUUAAUAAAUGGUAGUUUUUUUAUUAUUAUUAUGGGUUGUGAAGGGAGAAAUACAAGCUGCAGAGGAAUUCCUGGGCUAGCCUAUGCAAAAUGACCUGGCCAAGCUAGGGCCAUUAAGAAACAAAAAGGCCAUUGAGGGUCAUGGGCGAUGAGAACUGUCCUUUCUCCCUGCUCUGAGGUGUGAACAGAGACAAGGGUUUGGAAGGUUGCCAUGGUAACUGGCUGUGAGGGGACAGGAAAAGGGAGUUUUUAGCAGGGUGUUCUGGGAAGAAAAUGGAGGUAGAAAGAUUGGGAUCCAUCUUGGGAAGGCAGGCUGAAGGCUGGCUGCAUUGCUGUGGGGUACAAGCCCCUCUUAAAACGACCAUGCUGUAAGAUCUGGACUACCUCCAUGCAGACUGAAGGUACAAAUAGGUGAAUAAACUAUAUUUCUUAAUGCUUAAGGCCUCUUGCCACCACACGGCAGAGAGAGGGGGAGGCACCCAACUCUCGUAACAAUAUAUAUAUGUAUUUUUAAAGGGUUGACAGUGUCGGCCCCAGUGGAUCCUUCAAAACUCAUGGUCACCAGGAUGGAUGCUAAUGUCAGACAUACCAUCUGCCAGUCAUGCAUUAUGGCCUGUGAGGUGUUUCAGAUGCAGAACUUUUGGCUUUUGCAGCCCUAGAUAUGUUCCAAAAGCAGGUGGUUUGUCAAAUUGUUGUACAGAACUGCUUUGGCACCUGAAUACGUGGCUGCUUGCCCGUUGAGUUGCAUGGGCUUUAUUCCCACAUAAAUCUGCAGUUUAGCAUUCAACUAACCGUAAACUCUUCGUCGGAACCCGUUAUUUGUUCAGCACAUUGUACCAACGCCAAAACAUCCUGGGCGCUAUUUUUAAAAUGCUACUUUUGAGUACACCAAGAUGCAUAUGUAAAGUCUCAUCAACCUUCAAUGUUAAAAAGCAAACAGUUGGAAGUGUUUUCUUCACAGGCGUCGAUAGCGUCUUCAGGAAAUAUGGUUAAGCAUACACUUUUAAUGUAAUAAUUCUGUUUGUGUUGUGACCUUUCCUAGCCUGCAGAACUAAACAGACUGUACUGAGGGGGUGAGGCAACUGCAUGCUUGUUUAGUGCUGUAUCUUCUUCCUCCUCCUCUAAGGAGCAAGACGUGGGAGACGUGUGCUUCAAGAAUCUCCUCCGCAGGGAGCGACAUCAGCUGUUCUGUUGGCACGCAUGGUACUGCCUCUGGAUCCUUCUUGCAGCUUUCGCCUUUCAGACAAUUGCUUGCUGUCGACUUUUCUUUAAUUUCAAGGCUCUUCUAUGCAGAGCCUCCAAAUGUCCCCGUUUUCCAAGGACAGUCCUGGAUUUACAGAAGCCGUCCCGGUUUCUGAUUUGAUCCCGGAAUGUCCCACUUUUCCUUGUUGUUGUUGUUUAGUCGUAUCCAACUCUUCGUGACCCCAUGGACCAGAGCACGCCAGGCACUCCUGUCUUCCACUGCCUCCCACAGUUUGGUCAAACUCAUGUUGGUAGCUUCGAGAGCACUGUCCAACCAUCUCGUCCUCUGUCGUCCCCUUCUCCUUGUGCCCUCCAUCUUUCCCAACAUCAGGGUCUUUUCCAGUGAGUGUUCUCUUCUCAUGAUGUGGCCAAAGUAUUGGAGCCUCAGCUUCAGGAUCUGUCCUUCCAGUGAGCACUCAGGGCUGAUUUCCUUCAGAAUGGAGAGGUUUGAUCUUCUUGCAGUCCAUGGGACUCUCAAGAGUCUCCUCCAGCACCAUAAUUCAAAAGCAUCAGUUCUUUGGCGAUCAGCCUUCUUUAUGGUCCAGCUCUCACUUCCAUACAUCACUAGGACGUCCCUAUUUUCAUUGGGGAAAUGAUGGGUAUGGAGUUAUGUGACCCCCGAACCAAGGAGAUAACUACCGUACAUAACCUUUAGCAGGCAUCUGAAGGCAGACCUGUAUAGGGAAGUUUUGAAAUGUUUAAUGUUGUAUUAUGUUUUUAUAUAUGUUGGAAGCCACCCAGAGUGGCUGGGGCAACCCAGUGAGAUGGGUGGGGUAUAAAUAGUAAAAUUAUGGAAUAGGAUGUCCCUAUUUUCAUCAGAGAAAUGUUGAGGGUAUGCUGUUCUUCAUCUCUGCAUGGUAGGCUUAAUCAUGGUAGGCAUAAUCAUUAAACAAUAUCAGCAGGAUGCAUGUGCAGAAUUUCUGCACAAGCUUUUUCCCCCUUUAGUGAACUACUUGAUUUUUUCUUACACCAUUGGGAUUCCCCUUUUUUUAAAAAAAAAUCAUUAAACUUUUAGAUUUACAUUUUCCACCAUUAAAUAUACAACAGUACAUACAACGGCUUCCCUUCCUCUGCUUCCAUGGUUCCUCAUACAGUCGUACCUUGAUUUUUGAACAGCUUAGUUCGCGAACGUUUUGGCUCCCAAACUCCGCAACCCUGGAAGUGACUGUGCCGGUUUGCGAACUAUUUUUGGAAGCUGAACGUCCGACAGGGCUUCCGUGGCUUCAGAUUGGCUGCAGGAGCUUCCUGCAGCCAAUCAGAAGCUGUGCUUUGGUUUCCGAACAUUUUGGAAGUGGAACGGACUUCUGGAAUGGAUUCCGUUUGACUUCUGAGGUACGACCAUACUUCCAAAAUUGGCUGCAAAUUUUAUUUCCUCAUUCUAGUUUUCCCUUUUCUAUUAUGUCUUAAUCUACAUUAUACUGUCAAAUUUGCAAUAGUUUCCAUUCCUCUUAAUAGACCCGUUCUUCUUGAUCUCUUACCUUGCUGGUUAGGCCUGCUAGCUCUGUGUAUUCCAUCGUUUUCAGCGGCCAUCCCUCCUUAUUUGAAACCUCUCCCCCCCGCGCAGCGAUCCCUCUUGCUGUUCUGGCUUCUGGGAUAGCUGCGCAGCCUGUAUUCGCUCCAUAAGACGCACACACAUUUCCCCUUACUUUUUGGGAGGGAAAAAGUGAGUCUUAUAGAGCAAAAAAUACGGUAAAUACCUGCAGGAUUCCACCCAUUACGACUCUAAAACCAAUAGCCCUGCUGAUUCGAAUUUGGCUGGGCAUCUGCAUGAUUCCAGGCCUCCAGUUUGCUAAGAUAAAUAAAGGGGAAGCAAAAGUUGGAAUGGUGGAGCAAAGUGUUUGUCUAAUGCUCCAGAAAUUAUGUCUUCCCAAGGGUUCCAUCCAUCAUUAGACAGGACUAUGGGACUCCGCAGACCCACGCUGACACAUUUUGCCACCAGAGGCAAAGGAUGAAACGGUUCACCCCCCCCCCCAUUUCACAAGCAGAAGCUGCCUGCAUUUGCAGUUUAAAUACAGCAGCACGACUUAAUGGAAAGUGCUUGGUUUUGGGUUUUAAAUAAAAAUUUAAAAGUACAUUGAGGCUUCUUAGGGAGUUUUGCCUUGGUGCUUUUCAAUCUCAAUUUGUACACCCCUUCCCCUUUUUGCUAGAUUCCCCUACCCUUGGGUAAUGCAUGCUGUAUAUCUUGAGGAUGAAAGGGCCGUAGACCAUAAUGGUAUUUUGCAGCUCUAAUUAUCAUUACUGUACUGCCUGAGGGUAUGGAGUGGGGGGAAAUGAGUGGGAGGCGAGAUGGCAGCUUUGUGAAGAUUUCUAUGGCUUUGUAGGGUAGCACAUUGCCACAUUUUCUCAUGGGAAAAUGUUGCCGGGGGGGGGGGGGGAAUGCUGCCUAAACCUUCAAGGUUACUCAUUUGGAGCCCUGGAAACGAGUCAUGAAAAGAAUGCUCUUGCGUGUAUUCCUUGCUUCCAUAUCAGAUCUCUGAAUGGAUAGUCAGUACUUUUAUGGGCUACUGGUAAGAGCGAAGGGGUCCCCACUGGUCCCCACAAUUCAAAGGAUUGGUGUUGACCUUUGAAGCCCCAAUCGGCCUCGGCUCUGUGUAGCUGAAGGAGUGUCUCCAUCUCCAUUGUCCAGUCCAGGGACACGGGUGGCGCUGUGGUCUAAACCACUGAGCCUCUUGGGCUUGCCGAUCAGAAGGUUGGCGGUUUGAAUCCUCACGACGGGGUGAGCUCCCGUCGCUCUGCUCCAGCUCCUGCCAACCUAGCAGUUCGAAAGCACACCAGUGCAAGUAGAUAAAUAGGUACCACGGCGGCGGGAAAGUAAACAGCGUUUCCGUGUGCUCUGGCUUCCGUCAUGGUGUCCUGCUGCGCCAGAAGCGGUUUAGUCAUGCUGGCCACAUGACCCAGAAAGCUGUCUGUGGACAAAUGCCGGCUCCCUCAGCCUGAAAAGUGAGAUGAGCGCCGCAACCCCAUAGUCGCCUUUGACUGGACUUAAUUGUCCAGGGGUCCUUUACCUUUUUACCUGUCCAGACCAUGCCCAUUUGAGGUCCACCUCCGAGGGCUUUCCAACAGUUCCCUCACUGAGAGGUGAAGCUACAGGAAACCGGGCAGAGGGCCUUCUUGGUAGUGGCACCCACCUCCUAGCAGAUGUCAAGGAGAUAAAUAACUACACAACUUUUAGAACACAUCUGAAGGCAGCCCUGUAUAGAGAAGAUUUUAAUGUUUGAUGUUUUACUGUGUUCUCAUAUUCUGUUGGAAGCUGCCCAGAGUGGCUGGGGCAACCCAGUCAGAUGGAGAUACUACUAUUACUACUACUACUACUAACUUCAAUGUGCAGAACAUACAAAGAAGGCCUGGAUACUCUUGGAGUCUGUAUCUACUAUUAUUUCUCCAAUGCAUUCAUAAAUUGCCAUUCUGCCAACACACCCAAGGGGAUUUGCAAAUUUAGAGAAAUGAUAUAAACAUGCAAAAUGGGGAGCAGCAGGUCAGGAAAUGGGGAAGUCUCACUAGAGGAGGCCCAGAUAACAGGCAGUCCUCCUGCCCCAGAUCACACUGAUAGUGAUUGCCGUACUGUACCUUCAAUAUUUUUUUUACAGUAGGCAUAUCAGCAAAACCCACAAAUGAUAGAAGGCAUUUUCUUUGACAAAUUUGUUAUAUUUAUCAUUCUCUCUUGCUGUUGUGUAAGAAGUACACAAUCAGCUGGGGAGGGCAUAGUUCUGUUCCACUGUGGUACUGUAUUUUCACAGAAAUAAGAUUAAUUAUCAUCUCUGCACCAUUUUUGUCCAUAUUGCCUUUGCCUUCUUGAAAGGAUCAACUGGAAGUUAAUACCCAGCAACUUGUUAGAUAUCCAAUGGUGCAAAGCAGCCCAAACUUCUGAUUUCCUAGCAUUUUCAAUAUAUUUUCAUAUAAUUGUAUGUAGUUGGCUGUUAACACCAGCAAUGAUCAUGAGACAAAAACCGUAAGUCAAUUUUAAUUCAAAGGAGUUGCGUACCACUGAUGUAACAACUUUAAAAGGUGUGUUUUAAGUUCAUCACAAUGAAUUCUCCCCUCCAUGUACGCCAUAUAGCAACUAUCAGUGUUUGGUAGUGGUGUUCCAGGUUUAUCUCUUCCCUAUUUAUUCUGAAAAUGCCAUCAGAUCGAAUACUUGAGAGUAUUCCAUCUGUCUUGUCUGCCGGUGUUUUAUUGGUUAGGGAAAGCAAUAAAUUUUCCACUUGCGCUCUCUAAUUGGGCCAUUUCUCCAAUAAUGGCAUGGCUAAUUUCAAGAAGAAAAAACCAGCAAUUUAGGACUAUAGGGAUUCAUUUUCUGCGCCGCUUGUUCAAAUGUUAAGAGAGUUUAGCCUGAGAUAAACUCCUCCAAAACACUUAAGAUUCUCCUUUCCCCAGUAUGAAAUAUCCCUUAAAACAUCUUAAUUAUGAGUUUGUUCAUUAUAGUAACAAGAUGUACAUGCAGAUACCGCCAGAGCCGAUUUGAAAUUAUAUUUAGCCCAAACUGUGUAAAUUGCCUUGACAGAUGGUGUUUCCAUGAUUUUUUAAAACUACUUCUGUCCUUUCGGGCAGAGAAAUUAUUGCAGCAUCUGUCAUACAUUUCAUGAAAAUCUGUACUUCCACUCCAUUUUUUAAAAAAGCCAGAAACCACCUUUCUGCCAUGUGAGCUUUCCAUAGACUAGGAGGUCUUGGUGUGAGAGACCAUGCAACCGUGAAUCUCCCCACCCUGACUCUGGAAUGACAGUCCAAAAAAAGGAGGACUGUUACCAUAUGAUAUUUCUGAAUGUGCAGUUUGGUUCCUUCAGGCUUAUUGCAGUAUAAGCCUAGGCAAGAGUCUUAUUUUGCAUUGGAUUUAUGGACUGAAAAGAUGCCAAGUGUCUGGAAGAACAGUGAGGUGGCGGAAGAAUUUUCUAAAGGAAAAGGGACACAUAAUUAAAAAUCACGUGCACUGUAUCUCUCUAGUUUAUCAAGCUGCAACUCCCAUCUCUCUCAAACCAAAAGGCCAUGCCUACUUAACCUGUUUUUGGAGGAAGCACGAGGUCUUUCUUAUUUAAGCAAGAUUUUAUAUGUACCUGACUGAAGCUAGUGAGAGUGCUUUGGGAUGUUGGGGAGAGAGGCUAAUUUGUGGCUUAUUAUUAUUUAUUUAAAAUGCUAAUAUUAUUGUUAUUCUGUAUUUUAUUUGUACAUUGGUACUGCAUAUUGAUUUAUUAAAAGCAAAGCAAAGCCUCUAUAAUCUCUAAUUUUUUUUAAGAAAGACACCCAGAUCAUGUAUGUCGGCCUAGAUAGGUCAGUUAGUUAGAGCAUGGUGCUGAUAAAACGCUAAGGUUGCAGGUUCAAUCCCCAUAUUCUGGCAUUGCAGAGGCUUGGACUAGAUGAUCCUCAGGGUCCCUUCCAGUGCUACAAUUCUGUGAUUCCUGUUCUAUAUAGAGCUAGCAAAUACAGAUCAGUCUGCCAGCACCUCUGUAGUGAAAAAGAACUCGCAGAAGAGUGCUGGGAAAAAGUCUCUCUCUGCCCGAGAUCCUAGGAAACUGCUGCCAUCCAACUGCUGAAUACACAUUGUACAUCUAAAGCCCAUGGACUUUCUCCACAAUCACGGGAACUGGAGUUUACCCCUUCACAAAACUGCAAUUCCCAGCACCCUUAACAAAUCACAGUUCCCAGGAUUGUUUGGGGGAGGGAGUCACAUGCUUUUCAAUGUGUACAACAGGACAGAUAAUCAAUAUUUGGGCAAUACAUUUGUUAGUAAAGGUAAAGGGACCCCUGACCAGUCAUGACCAACUCUGGGGUUGCGGUGCUCAUCUCGCUUUACUGGCUGAGGGAGCCGGCGUACAGCUUCCGGGUCAUGUGGCCAGCAUGACUAAGCCGCUUCUGGCGAACCAGAGCAGCACACAGAAACGCCAUUUACCUUCCCGCUGGAGUGGUACCUAUUUAUCUACUUGCACUUUGAUGUGCUUUCGAACUGCUAGGUUGGCAGGAGCAGGGACCGAGCAACAGGAGCUCACCCCAUUGUGGGGAUUCGAACCGCCGACCUUCUGAUCAGCAAGCCCUAGCCACCCGCUGUGUUUGUUAGGAUCAACCAAAAUACCGGCAAGCUGUCAAGUUCUUCAGAUGUUACACAAAGUUGGAGGGAGAGGGAUGAGUGGUGGGAGGAAACAAAUACAAAUAUGAAUAUUGGAUGUUGCAGCUGUGAGAUCAGCUUUCGCAGUCAAUUCCAAGAUGGAAUUGUUAGAAUCUGUCAGGUGCCAUAGAUAUCAGGUUACACACCUAGGAUUUUGGGAGAAAAGGAGCAAUGGCUGCCCCCGACCCCUUUUGAAAGGAUAGAGUCUGCCUUCUACUCAGAUCUGAACACUGCUUUUUUGCCGCUAGCAUCCAUACUAAUUCCGUGGAAGCUUUGCUGAAAAGAAGGGGAAGGAACUGAGGCAAAAUAAAAAUGGUGGAUUUGUGGGACGGUGGGUUUGCUCCACUGCAGAAGAUAAGCUUGUGCAAAGGGCACAGGAUUUGCAGCUUGCAUCUGCAUGGGCGUGUCGUUGGACUACAACUCAUAGCAGCCAGUGACCAGGAAUGAUGGGAGUUGUAGUCCAGAAAUAUAUGGAGGUCCUCAGGUUCGCCACACCUACUUUAUGUUUCCAUUUAGGCUGGUCCUAAUAAAAGGUCCAAAUAUGGCUUUUGGGGGUUUAUACAGAUGGUGCCCAACACCUCCGCCACCCACUUCAAGCUUCUGACAAGGUACCGUAUAUUUUGCUCUAUAAGACGCACCAGACCACAAAACGCACCUAGUUUUUGGAGGAGGAAAACAAGAAAAGAAAUAUUCUGAAUCUCAGAAGCCAGAACAGCAAGAGGGAUCGCUGCGCAGUGAAAACAGCUCUCCCUCUUGCUGUUCUGGCUUCUGUGAUAGCUGUGCAGCCUGCAUUCGCUCCAUAAGACGCACACGCAUUUCCCCUUACUUUUUAGGAGGGAAAAAGUGAGUCUUAUAGAGCAAAAAAUACGGUAGGUUAUUGCCUUCAGAACCUCGUGUUACUAUAAACAACUUAUACCCGGAACACCCACCAAUUUCAGUUCAACCUCCUGAGGACUUAGGUAGAAGUCAUUCAAGGUAGGUACAGCCCCAGUACAGAUAAGUACACUUAUCUGAGAGUAAGCCCCAUUGAAAUAACUCCGGAUUAAAAUGUUUUAGGAUUGAGAUCCGCGAUGGGUGGAGAGCAUUUUUCUGGUUCCCACUGCUAGUCUCAAUGAGAUCAGCUUGAAUAAUGUGUUUUUAAUGCAGUAAUAUUCAUUUACAGGAACAAUGGAAUACUUUUGGUUCUUUCAAUGCUUGGGGGGGAUAUGCGUUUUGAAAAGAAAGUUUCCAGGAAACCAUUGUCAAACAAGGCAUGCUACAAACCGGAGCCCACGUUGCUUGUUCAGAAUGAGAGAUAAGUUCCUUAACAGCUUUCCCCACUAGAACUCUAUUGAGCUGGAGUGUCUCUCCACUCGAAAAGGGCAAAUAUGUAUGUAGUUUCUGGGGUUUCCCCCCAAGAAAAUUUAAUUGGAGGAGGAUGCAUUUCAUACAAUGGCAUAUUAUAAGAGACAACAUUGAAAAGGAGAAGGAAAUAAGAGGCUCUAAGUACAUCAAAAGGGCAAGCUGACACAAGGAAAACAAGGAUAGAAUUAAAACAGAACUGUUGAAGCUAACAGGUAGCUUAAUAAAGGAACAGUCCUUUAUUCAUUUUUAAAACUUAUCUUCUUAAACUGCAAAAUAAACUCAAGGUGCCUAAGAAAUCAAAAUCUUAACAACAGUAACAAUAAUAAAUUUUAUUUAUACCCUGCCCUCCCCGGCCAAAACCGGGCUCAGAGCGGCUAACGUCAAAUAUAUAACAUAUUACCAUAAAAUUAGGCAAUCAAUUAAAAGACAUCCUAAAAUCAAAUCAGAAUCAAAGUGGAAUAAGGAUGUAAAGCUCAGUCCACAACACAGUCCCCAAAUAAAUAAUAAAUCUGAGAGGUGGGGGCAUGGUUUUGCUACUGUGCAGUUAGCAAAGGGCUUGAGUCACUGACUCGCUUCAGUGCAAGUCCCUCUGGGCGCAGUUCAGCCUUGCAUUCAGAGGAUCGGACUACAUCUAGAGCAGCAGACCCCUCGGCUGCCCACCUCACAUGCCUCCAGAGCUCUGAAGAAGUGCUCCAGAGCCCCGGCAAAGGCGGAAGAUGGCUGCAAAAAACAACUGCAAAACUUGGGCACAGGUUGGGAGGGGGUCCCAAAUUUUGGGGUUCCGAGUCAAUGAAGCUACCCUUUGAGGUUGGAAGGCCAGGUGUACUUUUGUGGCCAUUCCUGCACUGCUCGGGGUUGGACUAGAUGAACCCCAGGAUCCCUUCCAACAUUGCAGUUCUAGGGCAGAAACCACGCUGAGCUCCUGGUGCAGGCUUGCAGCCUUUUACGUAGGGGUGGGGAUGGGAGAAUAGCAGGGAAGCUGUGACGGACAACUCACUUUGUUAAGUGCCAAAUAACAAGAAGAAGAGCUAUUUUUCUACCAAAAGAGGGGCUGCAGCUCACCACAAACUUCUCCCUUAUUCCCUUAGAAUGGCAAUGACGCCCACCUGAGAGGUGCUGGAGCUCAGCUCUGGCUGGGAAAAAGCCCAAUGAAGUCCAUCUGGAAAACCUGUGGGAAUGAGGAGCACAGAAUAAUAAUAAUAAUAAUCAGUCCUUUUUUCUGGGGGUACUUAAGGGUACACAGAAGAAAACUUCUGAUAAUAACAGUAGUAGCAGCAGAUAAUUACAUUUUUAUACAGCUCCUUAUCCAUAGACCUCAGCGUGGUUCACAGAACGCGCUCCCGAUAAGCUUGCCUUUAAAGCACAGGCAGGGAUGGAUGGGAUCACUUCAUGUAACAUUCUGUGCCCCGGAAAGAAAGAGAAAGAAAAAGAAAGCUAGAGAGAGAAAGAGGAGAGAAGCAGAAAGAAAAAAAGAAAGAGAAAUAGAAAGGGAGAAAGAGAAAAAGAAAAGAGAGAGAAAGAAAGAAAGAAAGAAAGAAAGAGAAAGACAGAGAGGAAAAAGAGAGAGAGAAAGAAAGAAAGAAAGUGAGAAAAAAGAGAGAGAAAGGGAGAGAGACAGAAAGAGAAAAGAAAGAGAAAGGAAGGGAGAAAGAGAAAGAAAGGGAGAGGGAAAGAAAGAAAGAAAGAAAGAAAGAAAGGGGGAGAGAGUUAGAUAAAGAACAGGAGAAAGAGAAAGAGGAAAAGAGAAAGAGAGAAAGAAAGGGAAAGAGGGAGAGAAAGAGGAAAAAGAAAGAGAAAAGAGAAAGAGUUAGAGAAAGAACGAGAGAAAGAGAAAGAGGAAAAGCGAAAGAGAGAGAAAGAAAGAAAGAAAGAAAGGGAAAGAGGGAGAGAAAGAGAAAGGGGGGAGAGGGAAAGAAAGAAAGAAAGAAAGAAAGAAAGAAAGAAAGAAAGAAAGAAAGAAAAGGAGAGCUUUCCAACCUCCCAACGAGCCUCCCUUUCCCUUCCGACGGCUAAAGCUUUGCCCCGCGAGCAGCGCAGCGGGCGCGAGCGAGGAGGCGCCUCCUUCCCCCUUCCGCGCUCCUUGCUUCCCUUUCGCCGCCGCCGGGCCGGGCGCUCCUCCGUCCCCUUCCUUCCCCCCUCCUUCGCUCUCUCCGCCGCCGUGUCGUUCCGCCCCCCUCCCCACUCUGCGUCACGCGGCCUCGCGUGGGAGGUGGGCCCGGCGCAGGCUCGUCGGCGGGCGGGCGGGCGGAAUCUCCCCACGUGACGGCGGCGGCGCGGGAGGGGGGGACCUGGAUGUGCGCGCGGGCGGGAAGGCCAGGAGGAGGCGGCGGUGGAGGAGGAGGAGGUGGAGGCAAGGCGAGGCUGCUGCCGCCGCCGCCGCCGGUGCCUCCCUGCAGCCCUGCCGCCGCCGCCAGUGCUGGGUUGUCGCGGGGCUGCCGGGCAGAGCUGGGCCGAGGGGGCGGGAGGCAGCUCGCCCACCCAUGGGAAGGCGGCAGCAGCAGCAGAAGGACGAGGCCGGCCGCAGGCGACCCUGGCCAUAACUUCGCGCCCGCCGGGAGAAGGGAAGAGCCGGGCAGGCGGCAGCGGCAGCAGCGUCCUGCGAGGAAGAAGUAAGUCGGGGACCCUCGUGGGCACUGGAUCGCGCGCAGGACCGGGCGCGGGGGGGGGGGCGCGAUCGCGGGGAUCCUUUCUCUCUUCCUGGCUGCCGAGGAAGCGCACGGAGAGACGGGGCUGCGAAAUGUUGGCGCCGGGCGAACAGGUUGCCGUCGAGUUCUCUUAAAAGAGGGGCGCGCCUUUGCUUCCCGGCAAAGCGAGAUCUUUGGCAUGGGAUCCGCUCUUCGGGUUGAAGGCUGCAGCUUUUGCAGAGUUGGAAAGGGAUUCCCGAGGGUCAUCCAGUCCAGCCCCCUCUGCAAUGCAGGACCUAAGUUUUCUCCCCGCGCCCCUUCUAACCCACACACAAAAAAAAGCCUUUCUGGAGAGACCGCAAUGGAUAUGUUUUUUUUUUUCUUGCUCGCGAUUCGGGAGGCAUUUCCCCCCGCUUGGCUUUUCAGUGGCUGAAACUUGCCUGCGUGCUUCGGACAAUCUCGCGCGUCAAAAACGCACGUGUGAAUGCGAGUGUAAGGCCCUCGCGUGUUGGUGCGGUAGGCGAGUAUCUUAAGAAUGCUCGAGGCUUCUGCUGCAAGUUCUGGUUCAGCCUCGCUGGCGUUCUGAGGCUGCGAUGAUGGUAAAGUGUGUGGGGGGGUGUAACUGGGAGAAACUGAGGCAGGGAUGGAGUCCCCAACCGCAUCUGGAGGUAUCUAGGUCCCCUAACAUCACACUACUUGACCUUUGGCCAUGCUGCCUUGAGGCUGAUGGGACGAAUGGGAUAAAGGGAAAAUAGGAGAAGUUUCUGCCCCGUCCCGCAGGGUGUUUUCUUAGCUGCUGCUUGGUACAAUUCAUUCUGCUGCUGCAGAUUGCCGGAAGGAGAGGGCGGAUUCGUGUAUAUGUAGGCGGAGUGUGGAUGAUUCCCAGAGAAAUCCAGAGCAGAAAAGGGUGAGGGCGUGGGAGGAAAGUACUGAAACGUCCAUGUAUUGUCUUCGCUUAAAAGUUUGGGGGAUGGAGUGCAAAUCCAAACACUACAUUGGGUGGGAUUUUUUUUUUACUAUGUUUUCUCUACGUCUGUGAACUUUUUUUAAGUGCUGGGAAAAUUUAUUAUGCUACAGAUUUUUGAGACUUUUUUUUUUAGCGGUUGCUCCUUGUCCCUCUUAGACACUUGUCCUCACGAUAUUUGCCCUCCAGCAAAUAUAUUUUAACAGCUUCCCUUCAUUUGGCUGCGGGCAUACUCCGAUGUGUGUGGAAAUACUGUACAUGAUGUGUGGUUUGGGGUGUUUUUUUUGCACAGACACACCCAAGUUGUAAACUAAAGUCAGCUUAAUAUUUUUGAAUGGGAGGAUUCCUGUUUUUUUCUGCCGCCCCCUCAAAAGAAUGAUGCACUUUGUAGGGUUUUGAAAGCGUAGGUAGGUGAUCCAAAUUAUUUUACUGAAAGCAACAAUUUGUUUUAAUAAAGGACUUAGGUUUAUUUACCAACUUUGAUGAGAGACUGUUUUUCUUGGUAACUUAAUAAUUCAGCUGCCUCCAAGGUGGUGGUGGUGGGGCAGAGUGCUGAAGAUAUUCUACUACCAAAACAUAAUACUGUACUGAAAAGCUGUUGGAUUGUCAAAACAGAACAUAAUAAAUUUAAGGUAGAGAUCCUUAAUAAAUCAUCAGUAGAUCUUAAAUGCCAUUUUGGUAGGGGAGCAGAAUUGAUUGCAUAUUUUGAAAGAAAUGCUAGUUUGGGAAAGAAAAAAAACAAACACCAUCCUUGUUGUUUAGUUAGCAAAAAAAAAAAAGUUCUAAAUAGCUGGUUGUUUGGGAAAAUAUUGGGAUUGUAUUGUUAGCACCCUCAUCCUGAAUUUGGAAAGAAGCCCUGUUGAUUUUAACAUUUCUUCCCGGUACAUCAAGGAAGGCAGUAAACCAUAUAUAUAAUCUGCAUCAAAUUAGAAUGGACUUACAUCAGAGCAAACAGAGUUUAGCAUCAAGAUGCCACUGAUAAAGUUGUUCAUUUAAACCCUGCUUGCUAAAAAAGAAAUAGCCAUCUACUAAUGUUUCGUACCGGAAUGCUAGGCUUCAGAAAGAUACAGAGCCUUUCAAAAUAAAUCGAGUGUUGUGGAAAAUACAGUGAUUCUGUGAGCUGCACAAAUUUUUGUUCAGUCGUUUUGGAAUAAAUCUUUUGGAAAGUCUAGUGGGUGGGCAGGCUUGCAGGAUGUACGGUACUUUGUUUUUUCUAGAAACCCCUGAGAUCCGUACAUUUAGAAUGAAAGAAUUAACAAGCCCAGGAACUUGAGCUCACAUUCCUUCCACACCAAAUCCGCUCCUGGUGUCUCCCAGUCCCUUAGGUUUCAUGAUUUCAGCAUUAUAAUGAGUAGGGAGGCGGGUCACAAACACACUCUCGUUUGGGUUGCUUCCAUUUUGUUAAUGACUGGAAGCCAUAAAUCCCUUGCUGACCUACAUAAAAUAACCCAGAGGUCCGCUAGCAGAUCCCAGUUUGAACUUCUGCCCACCUCUGGAAUGUCAGAAGAGAUUGUUUAUGGAUGUAUUCUAUUGCUUUUCCUGCAAGUGAGAGAUCUAAACAUGUGCCCAAUGGCAGUGGGAAUGGCAAGAGAUGUUACCCCUCACCCCAUCCCAUUCUGUCUUAAUAUAGGCAGUCCUCUGUACCUAUAGAAUUCUCACUAUUGCUGGCUUUUGAGAUCUGUGCUACUGCAACCCAGUUUUCAAGCCUGGGAUUUCCUUUUUCUCUUUUGUGGCAGGGGCCAGGAAGGAAUUGCUGACACUCAAAACCUAAAAAGAUGCCCCGCACCAACUCCUGAAUUAACCUUCUGUUGCAUACAACCACUUUAACUGUAUCUGAAGAUGUGCACAAGAAGCCGGCGCCUCUGUUACUAGAUCAUUUUUUAUAUUUAUUUUUGCUUUUCAUUCCUUGCCAUUUAACUUUCGCUGAAUGGGAGCGCUCCUUAGCCACGUGAAGAGAGACAGAAAGAGAACUUAAAAUGGAGGGGGGGGCAUUGAAAACCAAGCAACACCUGUGCAAAUAUAGGGGGAAAUGUAAAACAGUUCUCUUCCUCUUCCUUCCCCUUCUUUUUCCAAGGUAUUCCGUGCUAGUCAUUUGUCUUACAGAUGCGGGUGGGAGUCUCGUGUGAAAACACCCCAUAAUGCCAGAGUAUCGCUGCUGAAAAAAAUACAGCAAGGCUUGCUGUUUCAAUUCAGCCUUAAUUGGGGCAAGUAGGGGUGUUUUGUGAGGGCAGGGAGUGUGCCUUAAAAGGCGACAAUUUGGGUCUUUGCUGGUUCCCCUCUGCGCAGCGUGCCCAGAAAUUGACUGUGAAAUUUUGAUUGCUCGGUUCCAUACAACAUCUCUCUAGGCGAACGUUCGUUCCCAGUUGCCUUUGCUACCAAGGCAGGCUGCAGACAGCCUGGGAAGGAACUGGUUAAUGCAUGCUAAGCCCACCCUCACAGCCCACACUUUCUUGACUUCUCCUCUUAUCCUGCUUCGCCUACAUGAACAACAUUCGCAGCAGCAACGCCUCCUCUCUGUAACCUUCACAGAAAGCCUGCAAUUUCCAUCUUCUGCUCUGGGCAGGAAUUUCUAUUUUAAAAGUUGGUCAUCCCAAGAUGUUGACUUGGAUAGGGAGAUGUUGAAGAUUUCUGGCCCGUCGUUUGUUUGAUAGUUAAAACAACUACUGUACAGUAAUUCCACACUUCUUAGCAUUUCUGUAGCAUUCCCCAGGCUGUUCCUCUAAUGCCUGCCACAUAUCACAUCUUGUAAUUGUAAGUUAAAACAAUUGGCUUUACAGUGUGACCAUAACCAUGCCUGCUUGCCAGUAAAUCCUAUUUAGUUCAGCGGGGCUUACUCCAAGGUAAUUGGUGUUAGGAUUGCAGUCUUAGCAGCGCUGUGCUUUUGUUAUUAAGGAUGCAAACUCAUCUGGUGCUGUGGAAAACAAAGCCUUUCUUUCUUGCUACUCCCCUUCCAAUCCCAUUUAGAAAAAUGCCGCCCCCCCCCCCCCCAAUUCUUAGUAACUGGCCUUAGUAACUUAUUUUUUAUUUAGGGGAUUUAAACCCUGCUGUUAAGUUCAGCCUGCCAUUUACUUCCCAGACUACCAGCAUAAAACAGUACAAAUACAGCAACAAUUCUUUAAGAAACAGCACAAGACAGAAGCAGGAAACGGAAGACGUAUACUUAGGGGGGAAAUGGUGAAUAAUCCCUGGAUAUAAAAGGUGUCUGGUGUUUCCCCCCAUCACUCCAGACCCUACUUGAAAAAUCAAAAUAUUGAAAAUGUAUUGAAAAUUUUCUCUCUUACACACUUCCCCCCUGGUAUCACUGCUUCUACCAGAAGGUUUUUACAACUUUCAAAGUUAAGGCUGCACUCACCCUGAUGAUUCAGUGAGAGGAUUCAACAUAUGUAGUUUAUCAUUCAGUUUCCCUGUCAUCAGAUCUGGCUUCAACUCCUCAGACAACUUAAAGCUUGUUGAGGGAAUUUUAAAAGCCUCUUGAGGCUGGUUGCAUGUUCAUACGUGCAAACCUGUAGGUGCUGAAAGGGAAAUAUCUGAACAGCCGCUUAUUCACAUGUGCCAGUUAAUAAUUUGAUGGUGGACGACUCACAGCUAAAUAUGUCUUUAGCUUCUAUUGACCGGCAUUGCCCCAGAGAUGAUACCCAGAAUUCGACCCGUGCCUUUUGAUCUGUGAAGCUGUGGCCGUUGAACAACAACAAAAAAUGCAUUGUAUGCAGUAUUUGAAAGUGAGAUUGAAAAGCUAAGAGCCAAAUGGCUCCUGCGACCUGGGUUGUGGGUGACAAAACAGAAUGUCUAGUUGCCAUGGGGAGGGGGUCGGCAAAAAUUUUUAUUUAUUAUUUUGAUAGGCAUGAACUAGUACAGCGGUACCUCAGGUUACAUACGCUUCAGGUUACAGGUGCUUCAGGUUACAGACUCCGCUAACCCAGAAAUAGUGCUUCAGGUUAAGAACUUUGCUUCAGGAUAAGAACAGAAAUCGGGCUCCGGCAGCGCGGCAGCAACAGGAAGCCCCAUUAGCUAAAGUGGUGCUUCAGGUUAAGAACAGUUUCAGGUUAAGUACGGACCUCCGGAACGAAUUAAGUACUUAACCCGAGGUACCACUGUACACAAUUCACAUAAGUGACACGUUGUUAGGAUCACAUUUUUAGCAGAAAUGGUUAAUACAUGUUUAAUUUGGUGUUUACAAUAAAAAUAUUGGCACUGUACUUCAAAUUUCAAAACACUCUACUUUUUCUUGUUAGACUCCUUAGCAUACUGUUUAUCCUCAACAUAUACUUUGAGGCUUCAAAGCACAUACCUUUCCGUACUCCUCGGGUGUCGUCCACGUGAAAAAAAAUGGCAUCCAGACCUUUUGAGGUGCUUGCAAAUGGAGAAUCCAUAGGUGCGAAACGCACCUGGUGCCCUGCUAAUUUCGAACCAUGAUUGUAUGAACCAUUCUUUAGUGCACGGGAGCCAUUUACAGACAGGCGACGCUGCGUCCGGAGUAUCUGCUUCCCUCCCCUCCUGUUAAGUCCCAUGUGGCAGGGUGAAAUCUUGGAUUUCCACUUGGUGCAUGGUUUCACAUGAGCGGCACGCCCUCUCGCUUGGAAUUUGGAUUAGCCGCUGUUGUUGGGCCUUAAUUAGAUGUAAGUGGUUAUGGGAGCACAAGAGGCCUUGGUGCUCUCAGAAACAUGCAAGGCCAUACAUGUACAACCCUAAUUAAUAUGUUGUGUGCAAAGGAGAAGCUUGUUGGAUUGGCAAGGGAAAAAAGUGGGAGGCAGACUAUAAGUAUGUACUGAGGUGGAAUUGCUCCCCUGUUCUUUGCCGCCUCCUGUCUUGUGCUGCACUUUACACUGGAAAGGUGUUUGUUAUGAGUGGAAUCAGAGUUUGAAAUUUGCCAGGCGCAUUUUGCACCUGGCUAUAGGCCACUUGCAUGCCUUGGGAUCCUCAGGUCUUGCCUGUUUUCACAUACAGUGGUACCUUGGUUCUCAAACUUAGUCCAUUUCGGAAGUCCGUUCCAAAACCAAAGCGUUCCAAAACCAAGGCGCUCUUUCCCAUGGAAAGUAAUGCAAAACGGAUUAAUCCGUUCCAGACUUGUAAAAACAACCCUUAAAACAGCAAUUUAACAUGAAUUUUACUAUCUAACGAGACCAUUGAUCCAUAAAAUGAAAGCAAUAAACAAUGUACUGCAGACACACAAUCAAUCAGUAGCUAAACUGGGUUCCACACAGUCACAAAAACAAAAACACAAAGAGCCGCAAAAACAGACAGACCUCAGCGUAACACUCAAAACGGAAGUGUGGCACUCAAAUCAUAAGCGUAAAACUUAAAACGGAGCAUGUUUGGCUUCCGAAAAAAGUUUGCAAACCGGAACACUUCCAGGUUUGCAGUGUUUGGGUUCCAAGUUGUUUGAGUACCAGGGCAUUUGAGAACCAAGGCACCACUGUACUAGCAACACAUCAUUUAGAAUUUGAUCAGCGAUAUUUUAAUCUGCACAAUGGGGCCAAUUUCAGGAACCAAAACGUCCUAUCGAAAAUCACAACCUUUGAGCUGUCUGGCCCCUAAAUGGCAACUAGACAUUCCAUUUUGGCACCUGUAACCCUGGUUCAAGGAGCCAUUUGGCACCUAGCUUUAUAUAUCUGAGUUUCUAACACUGAGUGGAAGACUAGCAAUCAGCCUCCGAGAGGGCAUGGAGUGGUAAUGAAAUGAAACCCAGGCCCAAAAAUCUGGGGAAGCUCAGGCCCGGUAGGGUAGUAGUGUUGUUUAAAGUUGCUCAGAGUAUUGCAUUGUGCCAGGCUCCUUAAGGGAUGUAAACUGGACAAUCCUACUGGUGUUUACUCGGAGGUAAGGCUUACUGAUUGCAGCUGGGCUCCCCCACCCUGAAAGUAGCUAUUCUGAAGUUUGCAGGCUUGCAAUGCUGUCCUCCCUAGGUUUGCUUAAAAGUGUGAUUGAAUCCAGGGAGACAUAUCUUGGAAACUUUUCAUUGGUUUUUCCUUAGUGUGUUGGGAGUUCUAGCUGCUGUGAGACACUCACUGGAGUGCAUUUGGUUCCCAUAAUAAUGUCAGCUGUGCUGUGGCAUGGCCUUGACACCCCCAGAGUCCCCACACAGAACACAGCUACUUUAUAAUAUGAUCAUGGGACAUCCACAAAGUAUAAAACAAUGCAGCUAUAUAAGCCCAUGAACCAUUCCCACCGUAUAAUUAUAAGCGAGCCGCUUGCAUAAAUACAGUGGUGCCUCGCAAGACGAAAUUAAUCCGUUCCGCGAGUCUCUUCGUCUUGCGGUUUUUUCGUCUUGCGAAGCACGGCUCUUAGCGGCUCUUAGCGGCUUAGCGGCUAUUAACGACUUAGCGGCUAUUAACGGCUUAGCGGCUUUAAGAAAAAGGAAACAAAUUCGCAAGAACUCGCAAGACGUUUCGUCUUGCGAAGCAAGCCCAUAGGGAAAUUCUUGCAGAACGACUCAAAAAACGGAAAACUCUUUCGUCUAGCGAGUUUUUCGUCUUGCGAGGCAUUCGUCUUGCGGGGCACCACUGUACAUUUAAGUGUGUCUACAAACUCAAUGAGAGGUGUGAGCUUGCUUCUGCUGGCUAAUCUCAUUUGCAUUUGCACUUGAGGCAAGCAGAAUCUCAUCUCAUCAACACAAGGAAGCCUUUCUCUCUCUUUUUUCAUAUUUCAUACUUGUCAAGAGUUGAAAAUCUCCAUUCACAAUAUAUUGUGCCAUGGAGAACUGUAGAAUAAUAGCCAAUGCUCUUGAAGAGAAGCAUGGAUACUGUUUCUAGCUUUUGUUUGUGUGUGUGUGUGUGUGUGUGUGUGUGUACACAAACACAAACAUACACUAUACCUUACUUCACUGAUAUGUUUAAAUGUUUCUUUUAUUCUUCUUGAACUUUCCCGCCACACUUGCCGUCCGCUCUUGCCACACCAGUGUGGCGUGCCACACCCUUUGAGAAACGCCAUUCUGACUUAAUGCUUUGCGAGACCAAAACAACAGGUGGAGAUCUUUGGGCUUGUCAACAGGUUCAGGUUUAGCACAUUAAUAAUUUGGGUCAUGAUGGAGUCAGGCCUAGGCACAGCGCGGCCAACUUCUGAGCAGACGUCUAUAGAAUUGCACCGUUCACAUUUUCAUUGUUUGCAGCAGGGAAGCUAAGCACAAGCUUUAAGACUUUCCCACGGGAGUCAAUUUUUAUUUAAAACAGAUCUACUUUGCCUUUCCGGACACCUGAGGCAGUGUACCAAAAAAAAUUUAAAGUUGAAAAGUUCAGAGAUGAGCAUGCAAAGCUGGCUGAUAGAAGCAGACUUUCUUAUAUCCGAUCCCCAGUCACCUUCCCAUAUUUCUUCUAAGUGUUGGGCAGGUGGGUUGGGAAAGUCACCUUCUGCUAGUCCCAUACAGAUCAUGCAUUUCUGGACCCAACCCAUAUUCAGGGAUGGUGGGUGUUUGGAGAAAAGGUUAGAUGUUGGUGAAUCCCUGGAGUCUGCCUCUGGUUACAGUCUUAAGGUGAAAUGUGUGUGUUGUGGCGGCCGCCAUCUUAGAUGGCUCUAAAAAACUGUUGGACAAAUUCAAGGAGGGUGAAGUUAUCAGUAGGUACAGACCAAAACAGCUAGGCUCUGCCUCCACUUCUGGAAGCAGUGGGGGACUCAUAAGUGGGGAGAGCGCUGUUGCCCUUGGGCCCACCUUCUUGGCUUCCCAUCAAUCUCUAGUUGGCCACUGUGGGAAAGGGAUUACAGGACUAUAUGGGCCAUCAGCUAGCUUUUCUUCUGUUCUUAUGGGAAGAGGUAGCAGACCUCCAAACAGGACUCAUUUAGGUGCUAUGUGGGCUUCAGGUUAUACCUAGAACCCAAGACCAAACGUGGAAUCUGCAUAGCACCUAAGAGAACUGUUGCUACAUGUCAUUUGGUUUCCUAUGUGCACACACACACAUACACACACAGGCAGAAACAAGAGUUCAGAAGUAAUUGAAGACCCUCACAAUAUCCAGCUUGAUUUUACUUACUUUCUAUAUACAAAUAUAGUUAGUAAUAAUUUUAUGUAGCAGUGGAUAGUCCCCAGCUCCCCAUUUUUAACUUUAGUUUGCAAAAGGGCAUCUCUUGGGAGGGGGUUAUGCCUUUUAUGGCAAAACCACUCUGUUGCCACCUUGAUCUAAAAUUGUAAAUAUUAAUAAAUGUUGACGUUUCACUGAAAGCGGCCUGGUACGAUUUGACUUGGCCAGAUACAUGUCCAAAUCCAAAGUCUGGCCUGGGGGCCUAAUCUGGCCCACCGGUAGAUUUAAUCCGGCCCCUGUGGUAGUUUAUUUAUUGGGGUAAAAUUAUUUUUUAAAAAGCUGAACCACUUCAAUCCCCCCCCAAAAAACACAACACCUCAACACUUUGGUUGGCCCUCACGCAUGUUCACUUCAUCAAAUCUGGCCCUCUUUGAAAAAGGUUUAGACACUCCUGGUGUAGCAUUUACAAGUUGGCAGAUAAUGUAUCAGUGAUGAGCUGAAAAUGGGCUUAAUUUAACUUAUUCAUGUCUUUUUUAUUUAAUGUAUUAGUUUCAUUAGUUUUCUUGUGUGAUUUUUGGAGAUCUGUAGGAGCCGGAGACUUUUUAAAGCUUAGCAGAUACAUCCUUGUGUUAAAAAAAUUUAGGUUUAACCAUUCGACUUACAUUCUGUGCUUGCUUCAGAAAGUUUUCUGUUGAUUCAAAAGUUCACAGGCAGCAAAACUACUUUUGUGUGUGGGAAUCAGCCAGAGCUCUUCGUGCUUUUGCACGUGGGCGAAGCAACAAAUCUUUAAUUUUACCUUUGCACAGUGGGCUACUUGUACACAAACUCUCUCAAACGCCCAUCUUCUCUCCAUCUGGACAGGCAAGGAGCAUUAUCCUGAGUCCAAGGACACAUUUCAGGCAGGCAAAAACACUUGAGAUGUGAAGCAGCAGGGCUAAUGAGGGAUACGGUUUCUGGGGAGUUCUCGAGUCAGAUAGCGGGGCCAUGUUCAUCACUUGGGCAUAAGAUUCUCUACCCUUAGUUUAAAUGGUCAAAAAGUUAAAGGAAUAGCCCUUCAGUAAAGGUAAAGGGACCCCUGACCAUUAGGUCCAGUCGUGGCCGGCUCUGGGGUUGCGGCGCUCAUCUCGCUUUAUUGGCCGAGGGAGCCGGCGUACAGCCUCCGGGUCAUGUGACCAGCAUGACAAAGCAGCUUCUGGUGAACCAGAGCAGCGCACGGAAACGCCGUUUACCUUCCCGCCGGAGCGGUACCUGUUUAUCUACUUGCACUUUGACAUGCUUUCGAACUGCUAGGUUGGCAGGAGCUGGGACCGAGUAACAGGAGCUCACCCCAUCGUGGGGAUUCAAACCGCCGACCUUGUGAUCAGCAAGUCUUAGGCUCUGUGGUUUAACCCAUAGCGCCACCUGCGUACCUAGCCCUUCAGUAUCUUAAGUUAAAUUGAAGUGGUUCAUAGUAACUGUUGAUCAGUGUUUUGAAAUCAGCUAGGCAUGUUUUUCACCUGACUAUCGACCACUUACAACCUGGCUCCAGGAUGGUCCCUGACAUCUCCACAAUCUGGAGGGACAUGGCUGGGGGAAUCAUUGGAUCUUGCUUGUUUUCACACACUAACACCACAUCCUGUAGAAUUCUAUCAGUUAUAUAUAUCUAUCUAUCUGCAUAGUUAGAAUGAAUUUCUGGAACCGAAGAUGCUUUUUCUGUGCAGUCUGAGCAGAUGACAGCCUUGAACUAGGUUAAGAACUUGGAGAUCUUAAAGAGGAAAAGUCACUUGAUUCAGGGACAGUAAGAGAACUGUUGCUACGUGUCAUUUGGUUUCCUAUGUGCACACACACACACACGCAGAAACAGGAGUUCAGAAGUAAUCGAAGGCCCUCACAAUAUGCAGCUCGAUUUUACUUUCUGUAUACAAAUACACUUCUUAAUAAUUUUAUGUAGCAGCGAUUAGUCCCCAGCUCCCUGUUUUUAACAGUAGUUUGCAAGAGGGGUAUCUAUUUUUUGGGGGGGGGAUUUAUGCCUUUUAUGGCAGAACCAGUCUGUUGUUGCUCCCUGGAUCUAAAAUUGUAAAUAUUAAUAAAGGUUAAUGUUUCACAGAAAGCGGCCUGUUACGAUUUGACUUGGGCAGAUACUACAUACAUAUUGGCCUAUUCUGACCACUUUUUCUUAACGGUGACUGCUCAGAAUUGCACAGGAAAGGCAUUUUGCUUCCUGAAAUUCAUUCCGAUUAUGAGGAUAGGCAUGAACCUCCAUAUGGUGAUGUCGGACGCCAUCCUCGCACCUAGGCAUCUUUGCUUGGUCGCAUGUGGUCAAUAGCCAGGUGCAAAAUGCGCCUGGCUCCUGGCUAAUUUCAAACACUGAAGAUGAUUAGGGUUUUUUGGAUUAUUUUAACAUUGAACCAGGUCCCGGUCCAGUACUCUCUUUGUUGUACCAUGCAAGAUCCUGUAACUACAGUAGUACUUCAGGUUACAUACGCUUCAGGUUACAUAAGCUUCAGGUUACAGACUCCGCUAACCCAGAAAUAGUGCUUCAGGUUACGAACUUUGCUUCAGGAUGAGAACAGAAAUCAUGCUCCGGUGGCGCGGCGGCAGCAGGAGGCCCCAUUAGCUAAAGUGGUGCUUCAGGUUAAGAACAGUUUCAGGUCAAGAACAGACCUCCAGAACGAAUUAAAUACUUUACCCGAGGUACCACUGUACUCUCUCUGUUGUACCAUGCAAGAUCCUGUAACUAAUAAGUUUGUUCACCAGCAAACCUCCCUUGCCACCCAAAGCACAGACGUUUUGAAAGAACCAACGAGGGUUGGGAAACGCAUCUGGAAGUGGACAUUCAUUUUGUUACCCUUAUUCUUCUUCUACUUCUUCUUCUUUUGCAGGGCUCUCCACCCACCAUGGCCACAGCGUUACCCAGAACCCUUGGAGAAUUGCAGCUGUACCGAAUCUUGCAGAAAGCCAACCUCUUGUUCUACUUCGAUGCCUUCAUUCAGCAGGGAGGGGAUGACGUCCAGCAGUUGUGUGAAGCCGGGGAAGAGGAGUUCCUGGAGAUCAUGGCGCUCGUUGGCAUGGCCAGCAAACCUCUUCACGUCCGAAGACUGCAGAAGGCUUUGAGAGACUGGGUGACAAACCCAGGCCUUUUUAACCAGCCUCUUACUUCCUUACCGGUCAGUAGCAUCCCAAUAUAUAAGUUACCGGAAGGAUCUCCUGCUUGGUUGGGAAUCUCAUGCAAUAGUUACGAAAGGAAUAGUAAUACCCGGGAGCCUCACUUGAAGAUUCCAAAAUGUGCCGCCACCACCUGCGUUCAGAGCGUCGGUGCGGGCAAGUCUGACGGGGUGGGGAACUUGACGCUGCAGAGCGGCAGCGAAACGAGACUGUGGCAAGGCCACCACACUACAGAGAGCGAACACAGCCUUUCCCCAGCCGACGUCGGCUCUCCGGCCUCACCAAAGGAAAACACGGAAACCCUGGACGCGGCGGCGGCCCUGUCGGUCACCGAGUGCGUCGAGCGCAUGGUUCCCACCCUCCCCAAAAGUGACUUGAACGAAGUGAAGGAACUGCUGAAAAUCAACAAAAAGCUGGCCAAGAUGGUGGGCCACAUCUUUGAGAUGAGCGACGAGGACCCUCACAAAGAGGAGGAGAUCAGGAAGUUCAGUGCAAUAUAUGGCAGGUUUGACUCGAAAAGGAAAGAUGGCAAGCAUCUCACCCUCCACGAGGUAAAAUGGCGUGGGCAAGAAUCAGUUUUCCCUGUUCUUUUCCAGUCUUCUUCUCAGAGGUUCUCUCGUCCUCAGGCCGCACCAGCCCAGAUACUACAUUUUUCUUAGGGGAAGCACAGAAAAUCCAAAUCUUGUCAGGCCAGUAAUAAUUGUUAAGGCAGCAAGCAAGACCUUAUAACAUAAUAUUUGUACUUCUUUGUGUGCCUCCUUCACAAGAGGUCCAGAGGGUGGUAACAUGAGAACGGGGCCUUUUCUGCAGUGGCUCCCCGUCUGUGAAAUGCUCUCCCCAGGGAGGUUCGCCUGGCGCCUUCAUUAUACACCUUUAGGUGUCAGGCAAGAAUAAACUCUUUAACCAAGCCUUUGGCUGAUUCACAUCCAAUGCCCUUUUUAAAAGUGUUGGGUGUUAUUGGGUUAGUUUUUUUAAAAAAAUAUUGAUUAUGUAUUUUGUGUUUUCAUAUUUUGAUUUUAUCUUGUGAGACCUGCGAGUAUAGGGCGGUAUAGUAGUAGUAGUAGUAGUAAUAAUAAUAACAGGGCACGUUUUAAAAGAUGCAUCAUCUAACCUGAAAGUUGUCAGGUGUCUUUCUGAAGAACAGGCUGCAUAGCUAAAAUGGCACUUUAAAUGGAAAGCUGCUGGUUUUUUCCCUGUGCAAUUAUUUAUGUGUUGCCUUUUAACCCAAAGAAAGUCCCCAAUUUAGCUUAAAAAUAAUAAUGAGAGAAACAGAUUAAAAACUGGGGCAGGUGUGGAUCACCUUUAAAAACAGUCUGGAAUUAAUGGAUUAUAUAACUAUACGACCAGCAAUAUCAGUGACCUUAAAGAUAGGCAUGGCUUAAGUCAAUUUGUCUCCUGCGUUAUACUGGAUGCCUUUAAAAACUGACCCAAAACUGGGUGUUAUAAGAAAGUUUCAAUGGCCUUCCUAAAGCUAAACAAAGAUGAAGUCAGUCUAAAUUUCCUAGGAAGGGAGAUCUAUAACCAGGGUGCCAACACAAAAAAGACUCUGCCCCUGUUUUCACCAACAGAAACUUUUGGUGGGGCAUAACAGCUAGCUCUUAGAUCAGCUUUAUUUGGGAUAAGGCAGUCUUUCAGAUAUCCUGGCCCAAAAUUGUUGAAGGUUGCUGUGUGAUCUUGCAGAGUCUGACAUCUUAACUAAAGUGAUAUUGCCUAGACUAAACAUUUUGUUUCCUGCUCUGGUUGGUUGGUAAAGAUUGGCAGUGCAAGUAGCCUGUUCCGUUAAGCUAGACCAGAGUUUCCCAAACUUGAGCCUCCAACUGUUUUUUUAGACUACAAAUCCCAUCAUCCCUAGCUAGCAGAACCAGUGGUUAUGGCUCAUGGGAUCUGUAGUCCAAAAACAGCUUGAGACCCAAGUUUAGGAAACUCUGAGUUUGACCAAAGGAACCGUGGGCACUUAAGGAAAGGCCUAAUACACGAGUCUUAAAAUUAAUCUUGAUCAUUGUCCAAGCAAAGAACAGCUGCAUCUCUAAGGAAGGGUCUAGCAGACUAUAGGCCGAAUUCUCUAAAUUAUUAAGUCCCUCAAUUCACAAAGGAAUGAAUCUUGUCAUUCGCUUCAGGAGUAUCUCUUUACCAAAUUGCAUGUUUCUAGUUGCACAUUGUAGCUUUAAAUUCCAGGUUUUAACCAUCCUUGUUUGUUUGGGUACUAUUGAUGAACAGUUACAGUACAUGCAACACAAAGCAAAUAUUGUGUCAGCAUUUCUUCAUUUUACAGUUGAUGCAACAUUUCCCCCCUCACAAUUUGGGGAAAACUAGCGAAGAAUUUCCAUUCAGAAAAUGCAAGAUGAAAAAAGAAGGGCGUUGUAAUAGUACUUCCAUCCACCAGAGUUAAAUUUACUGGCUGGAGCUCUGUGGAAAUCAGUGGUCCUCUGACUUUAAAGCUGCAAAACUCUUUUCUUCUCGACGAAAAACUUCCUGAGCAGUUUUGUGGACUUUAAAAAAACUCGUUUAGACAAACACAUUUUCUCCUGUACCACAUGAUGGAUAUAAAUUUAUCGUGUCAACGUGUGUACUAUAGUCUAAAACGAAAGAGAUCCUCUGUUUUACCUUCAGAUAAAACAAAUGUCUGAAUAGCAGUGUGGCCAUUUCAGGGAUGCAGACAAAUUGCACUGUGAUGUGAAACGCUAAUCCAAUGGUAUUAAAACGUUUUGCUUCCCUUAUAAGGAAGGUACAAAAGUUGGGUUCAAAGCCAUGGUUUCCUUAAGAUAAAAAAAAGGUUUUGAUUUGUGCACCACCUAAAAAUUUAGCACUUUUUUUUUUUUUUACGAGCAUGAGCUAUAGUCAGAUGCUGAAAUGGAUUGAACAGAAGGAAGCAUAUUUUGAGUUGUGGUUGCUUGGAUUGUAGAAGAAAACUUUGAGGUGGAAUCUUCAUCCGGUGAUGCGUUUUCGUUCUUCCAUCAAGUUUUUAAAUGAGAGUGAAAUCCAUAGUUGAAACAAAUAGGCUUUGCACAUAGGUUUUUCUAUUUUGUUCCAAUUUUCCCACCUAAAUUGAUUUGUUUAGGACAGGGGUGGCCAACUCCUGAGAGACUGCGAUCUACUUUCAGAAUUAAAAUCUGGCAAUGAUCUACCCCCACUUUUUUUUUAGGGAGGAGAAAAGCCCCGUUUUUAUACAAAUAUUUUCUUAGGAGGGAUGUUCCGUUUUUGGAGAGGGUUAAAGGGGCAAGGGGCAAAGGAAAAACGUCACUCACAAUAAUAUAGCUUUGAAUGAAAACAGCCACAGAGAGAAAGCUCCAUCUUCCCUUCUACUGAUCAGACAACAAUGGAGGGCGGAGCAGGAGUCAUUUUCAACGAAGAUGAGGAAAGGGAGCCAGAGAUCGACCCGCGAUCUACCAAAACCUCGCGGGGAUCUACCAGUAACAUGGCCAGGAAGGUUAAAGUGUUCAUCUGUGGAUUUGGUGGCGUUGUGGGUUAAACUACAGAGCCUAGGGCUUGCUGAUCAGAAGGUCGGCAGUUCGAAUCCCCACGACGGGGUAAGCUCCCGUUGCUCGGUCCCUGCUCCUGCCAACCUAGCAGUUCAAAAGCACAUCAAAGCACAAGUGGAUAAAUAGGUACUGCUCCAGCGGGAAGGUAAACGGCAUUUCCGUGCACUGCUCUGGUUCGCCAGAAGCGGCUUAGUCAUGCUGGCCACAUGACCCGGAAGCUGUACGCCGGCUCCCUCGGCCAAUAAAGCAAGAUGGGCGCCGCAACCCCAGAGUUGGCCACAACUGGACCUAAUGGUCAGUGGUCCCUUUACCUUUACUUAUUCUUUUGGUCAGAUUUAGGUUAUACAGUGCUACCUUGGUUCUCAAACUUAAUCCAUUCCGAGAGUCCCUUCAACUCCCAAAACCGUUUGAAAACCAAGACGUGGCUUCUGAUUGGCUGCAGGAGUUUCCUACACUCACGCUGCGUUGGAUGUUUGGCUUCCGGAAAAUUUUCGCAAACCGGAACACUUACUUCCGGGUUUGCGGCGUUCGGAAGCCGAUUUAUUUGACAACUAAGCCGUUCGUGAACCAAAGUACCACUGUAAUCGACUGGCCAAAGAUAAAUCAGUUGACUGCCUAUUACUUAAUUGCAGUCAAAUACUCAAUUAAGCAAAGAAUGCCAAUGUUUAUGUGGAUCUUACUUACCCCUCCCCCUUCACGAUGGUGUAAUUGACUAACAAGGGCAGCAAUGACGGCAACACCAAAUUUCUUCCAUCGCCUAUCUGCAAUGAUUGCCUAUACCUCCCAAGUUGGAAUGCAAAGCUGUCAUUGGUGCGAAAGGUCUCUCCCUAGGGCAGCCUAGGUGAAAAACCAGUGAAAGUUGACUCAGACGCUGCUUAAAUUUGGCUUGCUGCCUAAUUAGAACAGCUGCCUUCAAGAGCUGACACAUGUUUUUAAUAGUUGGGGGUAUUUUUUUCAUUUCUGCUUUUCAACUUACUUUUUUCUUAAUUCUAACUGUAGACUUAACUGGUGUUCAAUGGAAAAAAGCCAAAGAGAAGAACUGUUCAGUGAAUUGUUCGUAUUUAUAGAAACCUUCUUAGCACUGUAAAAACUUUUGAUGCAUUGUAAUGAAUGAUAUAGAAAGUUUGUCUGAUUGUUUUGUUGUUUCUUAACUUGUUUUCAGAAGUUAACAACACCACCCAACUUGUGGAUGACCAACUUUUUUUGUCCUAAUAAAAUUAACGCUUUAAGAUGCAAUCCUAUAUGCUUUUGCUUGGGACUGUUUCCUUGACCUUGGUGGAACUUCCUACUUGGAGUUCCUGGAUAAUAUUUCAAAAGAAACUAAAAUCUUUAUUGUCUUGUAAAAUGCCAAACCUCAGCCAGAUCAUCCUCUCCCUUAAGCAGGUUAUGUCUGGCAGAUGUUGGCAACUGCUGAUAGUACUCAGUGUUGCAUAAAAACAUCAUGUUGAGUUGCAGGUGUAGGAAUCUUGUGUGUCGUAAGUUCUAUCGCUAAGACCUAUAAGAAAGUAGCCAGUGUUAUUCAAAGGGCAUACAGGCUGCUUUGGUUGGUUGUAAGCCAGCGUUCAAAAUUAGCCGGGUGCCUGGUGCAUUUUGCGACAGGCAACCCGCCUUUUGCGAGGAAGUGGAGAUGUUUGGGGCCUAACAUCAUCUGGCUGACAUGGCUGCAAUGCCUCGCCAAUCAGCUGGUCUGCAGGGCAGUGUGGCACCAAAAUAUCAGAGUUAGGCUACCUUCCCAGGUUAGUGAGUCCCAUCUGCCCCUCCCCUCCCUCUUCAGCAUGUACAGAAACCGCCUUCUUGGCCAUUGGCCCCACUAAAUAAUAAUUUAUUAUUUAUACCCCCGCCCAUUUGGCUGGGUUUCCCCAUCCACUCUGGGCGGCUCCCAACAGAAUAUUAAAAACACGACCAAACACCAGACAUUAAAAACUUCCCUAAACAGGGCUGCCUUCUAAAAGUCAGAUACAGUGGUACCUUGGGUUACAUAUGCUUCAGGUUACAUACGCUUCAGGUUACAGACUCCGCUAACCCAGAAAUAGUACCUUGGGUUUGCUUCAGGAUGAGAACAGAAACUUUGGUUCAGGAUGAGAACAGAAAUCGCACGGCGGCAGCAGGAGGCCCCAUUAGCUAAAGUGGUGCUUCAGGUUAAGAACAGUUUCAGGUUAAGAACAGACCUCCGGAAAGAAUUAAGUACUUAACCCAAGGUACCACUGUAGUUGUUUAUUUCCUUGACAUCUGAUGAGAGGGUGUUCCACAGGGCGGGCGCCGCUACCGAGAAGGCCCUCUGUAAUAACGCCAAUGGCAAAAGACGAGCACUUAACCUGGCACCAUGCCUCAGAUCACCUGGCUCACAUAGCACUAGAGUGGUUCAUGCUUUUCAAGAAGAAGAAUAAAAAAGUUUUGCUGUUUUUUUAAAAAAGUGACUAGAUAUUUUGUUUUGGUGCCUGCAAAACGUCAGGAGCCAUGUGGUGAAUAGCUUUUCUAUCUCAGUUUCUAACGCUUGACUGUUGUAAGGUCUUCUGUCCCUCGAGUGGGAAUGCAGAACCUCCAACAUAAUAAGGUCUGCCAGGUGAUGUCAUAUAUGCUGGGACAAGCAAUAGUGGGGCUUGCAUGGAAGGCAGUCAGCUGACUCGCAGUGCUUGGGAAGUGCUGUGCCCACAAUUGCCAAGCCCUGUGCGUAGUAAUAAUAAUAAUAAUAAUAAUAUUUCCCCAGCCACUCUGGGUGGCUUCCAACAAGAGAUAAAAAUACAUUAAAACAUCAGUCAUUAAAAACGUCCCUAAACAGGGCUGCCUUCAGAUGUCUUCUAAAUGUCAGGUGGUUGUUUAUUUCUUUGACAUCUGAUGGGAGGGCGUUCCAAAGGGCGGGCGCCACUACUGAGAAGGCCCUCUGCCUGGUUCCCUGUAACCUCACUUCUCACAGGAAGGGAACCACCAGAAGGCCCUUGGCGCUGGACCUCAGUGUUUGGACUGAACGAUGGGGGUGGAGCCGCUCCUUCAGGUAUACUGGGCCGAGGCUGUAUACCCUAGGGCAAGCAAACAACUGUUUGUUUGGUCUUCUGGAGUGCUGUGCCUGAUGUGGCAUGUUCUGAGGUUCGCAGGCUAUGCCUUUGAGUGAACUGGCUGAUUGAGAAUUGUGUGGGCAAAAUAGAUGUUUUUGGCAAUAUCUCUGGAUACACUAUAAACUGGUCCAAAUCGGGAGUUGAUGUUAAUAGGAAACAACUUUUUGGUUCAAACAUUUAAACAAUACCAGGUUUAUAUUUGCAAUGGCAACAUUAAAUAUCUAGGCAUGUUAAUGCCACGAGACUUAUCUAAAUUAGUGUCAUUAAACGUCAACAAAAUAUAUCAUGGGGUAUCAAUAGAUCGACAGAUGGGAGUCAUUGAACCUGACCAUGUGGGGAAAAGCCAAUGCUCUUAAAAUGAAUGUGAUACCUAGACUAGUUUAUAUUUUAUCCCUCUUAUAUCUUAAGAGGAAUUCCAGUUCACAUACCGAGCAAAUACUUUCGCAAAAUUAAAUCAUUGUUUAGAAAAUGCCUUUGGGGCUCUUCAAUUCCAAGAAUAUCUAGGCAAAAAAAAUGCAAAUACCGAUAAAAGGAGGAGCAUUUGGCUGAUUGAGAAUUGUGUGGGCAAAAUGAGUUACUUAAGUCCUUGUGACAUCAAGUGUGUGGCAGGAGGGUGGCCCCACACAUCAAUCAGGCUUUGCCCAGGUGGAUUCCCCACCUCUGCUCUGGAUAUUGGGUGUCUGCAAUCAUUUGAUUCCUAGAGAGAAGUUCCUUGGUGACUGACUGUCUAAAACAGGACUGUGGCCCUCCAGAUGUUACUAAACUACAACUCCCAUAAUUCCUGAUUAUUGGCCAUGCUGACUAGGGCUGAUGGGAGUCUGAAGGGCCACAGGUUCCCCAGUCCUGGUCUAAAGGCUAUUGUGAGUGUUUCACCCGCUGCUUCACUCAUGAGUGCCAUCACUCAUAAUGAUCACCUUUGGGCUGAUCAAGGACUGCAGUAACAAGAUAAAUCAUCACCAUCAUCAGUAAGUUUAUUGUACUAGCCGAAGGAUGUGACAAUUUCAUAACAGUUUGCCGGAUUACAAACCAUAAUUAAAACAUACACCAAUAAUAUAUCAGUGAUAAGAAGAAAGAGAAAUCCAAAAGACCGUCACCCCAGCUGAUAAGAAUUCAGUAUCAACAACCUUGUAUUUUUUUUAUUCUUUACUAUUUUUGGAGGUAGUGGAGCUUAUUUUUUGCGUGUCCUGUGUAUAGCACUCUAGAGCCCCACAAACAUCACUUGCACUCCAUUUUUAAAACUAUAAAUGCUACGGUUAUUUAUAAAACAACCCCACUACCAGCAUCUUACCAGCCAGCUAUGAGGUGCAGAAUUUCACUGGUAAGAGCAGUGAAAUGUGUUUUAACUUGCUCAUGUUUUAUUUGAAAAAAGUAUCCUCCGAAUUAUAGCAUUUAAUUUGUCACAUGACUGGAUUACUUGUGGGUUUAUGGCAGGAGUGACGAACCUCUGGGACGCAAGCCACUCUUGGUCCGUCAGGGGGAACAGUUUGGCCCCCAAUGCUGUUUCCCUCAAGCUGUGUCCACCCACUCCUCAGCUGACAUCACUGGUGAUGUCAUCUGAUGCGUGGGAGGUUAAGGUUUAAUCCUGCAUUGGCCAGUAGAGAACAAGAUCACGUAGCCAAGGCAGCAGGAUUUAGUCCCCGCUCAUCAGCUGUGGGGGGAUUGAAGCUGUGCAAAAGCACCUUUUGAAGCAGCUCUCUUGUGUGAGCUACUUCAAAGAUGCUUUGCAAUGUUCUAAGAUGGCUUCUGUGAGACAUGAAAAGCGUGUAGGAUUCCACCAGAUGGGUGCAUCUACCCACCUGUCAGAUUUGCCUUGCGGAGCCGGAAAGGAUUCUCUACCCUCUAUUUAUGGCAUUGUAAGUCUAAGCUGGUGGUAGUUCAAUUUCCAUCUCCUUUUCUUUUUUUGAGGCACCAAUCAACCUACAAGAGUUUUGCAUUAAUAAUAAUAAUAAUAAUAAUAAAUUUUAUUUAUAUCGCGCCCUCCCCAGCCGAAGCCGGCCUCAGGGCGGCUAGCAACAAUAAAACAGUACAACAGUACAACACAACACAACACUCUAAAAUCAUUCAUUAUAAAAUUAAUUCAAAUCAAACCAAUGGCAAGCAUUGGGCCAGAGCUUGCCGAAGGAGGGAGUCAGGCUGUGCCCUGGCCAAAGGUCUGGUAGAACAGCUCUGUCUUGCAGGCCCUGCGGAAAGAUGUCAAGUCCCGCAGGGCCCUAGUAACUGCAUGCAUUACUCUGGUAUAAGAUCUAAUGUAAAUGAAACUAGAUCACAUUCUUGUUAUAUAUUUGAAUGUUGUGGCUCUUAAUAGAAUGAGUCAGAUCUAUGGUUUGAUUAUUUGUGGUACUAGUUUCGUCCUUUCAUGGCAGCAUGUGAAAACCAAAUCUUUCUUACUCAAGGAAGCAAUAAAAUCUAUCUGACCUAAACAGAUUCUUUGUUUUUGUAUGGAUUUGUGUACUGAUGAGAGAUUUUUAAAAGAUAGGAUACGAAAUGCCCUGACAUACUGAAAUAAAAGUAUGUGAUUUUAAAUCAACAACCAUAAUGUGUGUGUGUGUUUAAGAUGCGUUGCAUCCACGGAGAAAGGAGAUAUGUAAUUAGUCUGACCUAAAAAGGAUGUAUGUCAGUGAAUAGGACUAAAUCUUAUAUCCACUUUUUUAUAUUGAGACAAUACCUUCAUUUGGAGGUGAAUCCCACUGAUUUAAAUGUUGUUUUAUGAUUGCAGGCAAUGGAGGAUAUGCAGAAAUAAGAUCUGCCCAAGGCAGCAGAAUUUAGUCCCCGCUUGUCAGCUUUGAGGCAAUUGAAGCUGUGCAAAAGCACCUUUUGAAGCAGCUCUCUUGUGUGAGCUACUUCAAAGAUCCUUUUGCAGUGUUCUAAGACAGCUUCUGCUGGGUAAGCAAGAGUUUUGCCAUAGUGUUAAUUCAUAUGAAAUCCAUUCUUUCUGAAGUUCUCAGUGUUCAGAGACUUUUAUAAUACCUGCUUGAUUCUCCAAAUCUUAUCUUCUUGUAGACUGACAGAACAAUAUGUAGCGAAUGUCAGCAUAAGCCACCACAUUCUCACUUCAUUUAGCUUUUGUUCCUGAUGCGAAGAUUCAUUCCAAGGUCUUUGUAGUCACUGAGAGGAAUUCAUGGCUGUUGGUCUUGAGUGUGGCACUUUGGAAAUUGUGAAGAGGGGAAAGAAUAUUGGGCUCAGCCUUGGCUAAUGUAAUUUCUUUAUGUUGCAGUGGGACAAGGUUUCGGGCUGCUGGGUCUGUAAAAUUUAGAAUCCUCUAGCUCUGUGCAUUGCUGCAUGUACAUAGGCAUUUGACGUGUUGAAUAUUAUAAAGUGUAAAGAGGGGAGAAUGACUUUGUCACAGGGCAGGGGGAUUUGAUUUAAAUCCAAUUGAUCCAAGCCAAUCAGUAAGACUUGAUUUAAAUCGUGUGGUUUUUUACAGAAAGACUCAUUAUUAAUAUUUACAACCAGAUGAAGGUUUCCGAUUGUGCAAAUGAAAUAGAACUGAUAGUUAAUUCUACAGAUGGGGCAUUAGCGUGUGAAAACUGUCCCGAUCCAAUGAUCACCAGAUGGUGGAGGUGUCAGGCGCCAUCCUGACGCCCAGGUAUCUUCACUUAGUCGCAAGUGGUCAUAAGCUAAGUGCAAAAUUUUGCCUGGUGCCUGGAGGUCUCCACCUUAUAGUGGUAUGGAGAACUGCUGUCUUUCUGGGGUCACCCACCUUGGGAAAUCAUCUCCCCCUAGAGAUCAGGUGGGCACCAACAGCUGGGUGCUUCUGGCAGCCAUUAAAAGCAUUCCUCUUUACCCUAAGCUUUUCCUGGUUAUUAAUCCCUGCUCCUGCCAUCUCUGGCUACUAAAACCUCACUGUUUUAUUGAUAAGACUUUUCUUGUUAUAUUUUGGUAUACAGUUGUACCUUGGAAGUCAAACGGAAUACGUUCCGGAAGUCCGUUCGACUUCCAAAAUGUUUGAGAACCAAAUCGCUGCUUCAAUCAGAAGCCGCAAAAGCCCCGUCGUACAUUUGGCUUCCAAAAGAAUGUUCGAAAACAGGAACACUCACUUCUGGGGGCCGAUUUGUUUGGGAGCCAAGGCGUUCAAGAUCCAAGGUACGACUGUACAGAGGUACCUCUACUUACGUUCACCUCUGGUUCUGUAUCCUUCGGGAUACGCACGUGGCAAACUCAGAAGUAUUUUUCCGGGUUUCGCCGCAUGCGCAGAAGCACUCUACGUGCUGUGCACAUGCACAGAAGCGCUCCACACGCUGUGCGCUUGCACAGAAGUGCUAAACCACGCCACGUGCAUGCACAGAAGCAGCACCUCCAGAUAUGCACACCUCAGGAUCCAACCAGAGCUCUGGAACGGAUCCUGUGCGCAACCAGAGGUACCACUGUACAUUGUUGUUCUCUUCUGUCAACCACCUUGGUAUACUGUUGAAAUGAAAGGGCCAUAUCAUUUUAAUAGCCAGCAAUGAAAUAAACCUCAGCAUCUAUCAUAUCUGACAGGCGUGGCCAACUCCUGAGAGACUGCGAUCUACUUUCAAAGUUAAAAUCUGGCAGUGAUUCAAAGUUGUUGACCUUUUUUUUAGGGGAGGGGAAAUGCCCCGGUUUUUAAGGGGUCAGGGAAUUUUCGGCAGCUCUUCUGAGGGAGGAGGAACAGAAGCAGCCACUAACCUUAUGAUUGCUGGCCAGAUAACAGCCUCUGUUUCUAAACUCCGGCUUCUCUUCUGCAACAAUAGAAGCCAGCCCAGGGAGAGGGGCCGAGGCCGGAAUGGGGCCAGUGAUCGACCACGAUCUAUAAAAACCUUGUAGAGAUCGACUUGUUGGACAUCCCUGAUAUUUGAGACCCCAGAGGAAAAAUCGACAGUCUUCUAUUGGGAUUUGUUUUUUUAAAAAUACUCAUUUAUUUUGCUUGAGAAUUGCCUAUCUUUGGAAGUUCAGUUAUAACCUAGGCCUAGGGGAUGUUGGCCUGAAUAACAUUGAGGAAUUUUGCUGGCCUUAUGGAGAUACUUUGGACUUCCCUCAAAAUUCCUCAGGUGUUUUGCCUAACCAGGGAACCCCAAAUCUGUUUUGAACUACUUCAGGUGAAAUUUUGAUGGCAACCCUAGUUGACACCAGUUCUCUCUCACGCAUGAGGUUAUUUAACAUCAGGCAAAUGUAGAGCAUGUUGUGACUUGGAACUGGCAGCUAUAGUGUCAGUCUUAAUCCAGCGAGUGAAUGCAGAUAAUAUGUCAGGAGCCAGUCUGUGACAUUAUAUUCAUUCACAGAGAAGUGGUUAGAUGGGGAAAGGUCACACACACACACACACACACACACACACCCCAGUUGGGAAUGUCAUAACAGAAAAUGUACAUCUGGCAACUUUCACUUCUCCAUUUUUAAUAAUACAGGUUAUAUUGGCUUGGAUCCAAAAGUUAUAUGCACACAGUGCAAUGGGCGUUGUGUUAAAAGAAUGAAAAAUAUGGCAAAUAAGGAAUAUAUAGGCCAUAGCAUAUGAACUCUAGCAGCCCGUAUAAAAUCUUGCACAACACCUUGUGCAAAUGGAAACUUAAUCUGAAUUUGGAGCGUUUUUCUCACGCAACAUUCCUAUUCCAGCUCACAAACAGCCCUCUCAUAAGCAGAACAGGGAGUAUGGUAACUGGGCAUCUUUAGACUCAAGCUGCUCCUCUUCCUUCUCCUUUUAUCAUAAUCAUCCAUCCAUCCAUCCAUCAUCACUGUCUUCUGAGGAGACGAUGAAGUCUGAGGGUGAAGUCUCCCAUUUCUAUGGGAAUCUCAGACCAGUAAAAACCAGCCUCUUGAUGGAUACGGAUUGGUUUUUGGAACAGUAGCUCCAUCUCUGAUAUAAAUGGUCUGGGCAACCCAUCAGAAACUUAUUUAGAGGUUCGUUCCACCUGCUUAAUGAUUCCGAGCUCCCAUUAGUCUGUUUAGGCCAGUGGUUUUCAACCAGUGUGCCGUGGCACCCUGGGGUGCCUUGAAUGAUGGUCAGGGGUGCCAUGGGCAACACUGGCCUCUGUCCCUCUUUCUUUUCCUCCUUCCUCUGAUGCUCUUUUGCGUCUCUGCCUCCCAAAGGCUUGCACAGCUGUUUAUUGCAGCAGCCCUGGCUAUAAACUCCACAAGCGAACGGUGCCUCUGGGAGGCAUCUGUCUUUGGGGCAGGGGUGGGGCAGACCAGAGACCAGUGUGUGUGGUUUGGGAGCUGCAUGGUCAGGGGGAAAACAAUGUUGUCCAGGGUUGUAAAGGCUGCAGAGAGAAUAAUUGGCUGCACUCUCCCUAAAGAUAAAGGGACCCCUGACCAUUUUUUUAAAAAAAUAAUUUUUAUUAACUGGCCAAUCACAUCAAAUUAAAUCAUAUCACAUAAAUUCCGAAUUACAAAGCCGAAUUUUAAAUUUUGUUGGGGGGACCCAUAUUUCAAGAUCUGAAGGGGAAUUCUGAUCAUCUUCUUGCUGCUGCGUUAAUGUCCCAGUCAGUCCAAAUCAGUCCAAACAGAGUUCAUAAUUCUAUCCCAUCUUAUCUUGCUGUUUCCACAUCACAUCUUGUUCAUAUAUUUUCUCUUUUUUCUUUAUGAUCUCUUCUGAUAGUCUCCUUAAGCCGAUAAACACCACUAGUAAUAAUAGUCCUGUGUGAAUUUUCCGUUCUUCCAAUCCUCAAAUCGAGAUGGUUUCCAUAUAUCAUCGCCUUCAUAGAUAACAUCGCGCUUUCCAUCUUUAAUUACAGAACUGUCGCUCUUAAGUCCCACUGAGGAGUUUAACCCACAAUAUAUAAACAGCUCUAUUUCUCUCUUUCUCCUCCCAGACUCAAGACCUCAAGACUUCCCAAUAUGGCGACAGCAUUUUUAACUGCGUCAUUCCAAAGCUCUUACACAUUCCACGCUCUUCUUAAAACGUGCUUUGGUUCGAAAGUUUAUCUCCACACAGCCUUAACUCCACAGCUAAAGUCCUUAAAACGACAUUUCUGACUCAUGAGGGGAGGGGAUUCUUGUUUAAUCGCAUAGGAGAAGAAGGGAGAGUUUAUUCCCCCCCUCCCCCAUCAGUCAUUUGCCGUACCUUGUCUUGGCGUAUCUUCUCAUGUUUUAUUCUUAUCUUGUUUUGUCAGAGAUCUCUUCUGUUAGCAGUCUUUACUCCCCCUUCUUUCUUGAAAUAUGUGCAUUCCUUUCAUCCAAAUUGUUUCUUUUGAAGUUCUUGCAUCUAGUGGCGCGAAUCAGGGACGGCGUCCAGGAGUGCCGAAAUCCCACAGGAGGGCUUUGUGCCUAGUGCCCCCACCCCCACAAAUUCGGGGGUGGUAAAGGGCACAGCAGGCAAGGGCCGCCCCCCCCAAUCCUGGGGGGGGAUUAAGGAGGCUAAUUACCCCCAUCAUAGCCUCCAAAUUACCUCGUGUGGGUCGGAGAAAUGUUAUUGUCAGCCAUCUUCCAAUGCGCCCCCUAGUGGCCCCCUGGGACCCCUGACCAUUAGGUCCAGUCGUGGCCGACUCUGGGGUUGCGGCACUCAUCUCGCUUUAUUGGCCAAGGGAGCCGGCGUACAGCUUCCGGGUCAUGUGGCCAGCAUGACUAAGCCGCUUCUGGUGGACCAGAGCAGCGCAUGGAAACACUGUUUACCUUCCCGCUGAAGUGGUACCUAUUUAUCUACUUGCACUUUGAGGUGCUUUUGAACUGCUAGGUUGGCAGGAGCAGGGACCGAGCAACGGGAGCUCACCUCGUCGCGGGGAUUCGAACCGCCGACCUUCUGAUCAGCAAGUCCUAGGCUCUGUGGUUUAACCCACAGCGCCACCCGCGUCCCUACCUUGGAUUAAAUCUAUGCUUCCAGGUGCCAUAAGAAAGCUGCAGAGAUAGUGCAGGAUAGUGCGCACCCCGGAAAUGAUCUCUUUCAGCUUCUGCCUUCUGGAAGAAGAUACAGGGUUAUAAAGACUAGGACUAGCCGCCUGAGAAAGUUUUUAUUCAAAUGCAAUUUUGGUUUUAAAUGCAGUGUAAGGUAGUCUCUAUGGGCGUAUAUUGUAUUUAAUUAUGGGGUAUCAGAGUUUUUUAGGGGGCUAACCAGGCUGGGAUAGCUGGGAUAGCAGGCUUGUUGGUUUCUGAAUGUCUGCUGUAGAUUUUCAGUUUCGUUGUUCUGUAUGGGACAGUGACAAUAAAGAUUAUCGUAGAGAUGGCAGCAGCUGCUGCCCAGAGGACUCCCAAACGAGAGGAGGCUGAGGGAAACCUCCACAAGGGUGUCCCCAAAAAGGGGUGAGAGGCUGGCAGCUCUUCAGGCAAGGGGUGACGUAACUGGGCUCCUGAGCCCCACAGGGGUGCAGCAGAACGAGUGUAGUUGGUUAAGGGAGCCGUGGAUUCAGCAAGGUUGAAAACCUCUGGUUUAGGCCACUUGGCCAUUUUGUGCAAACACUAUUAACUUGAGAUGGUUUGCUCAGAAAUAAAACCCAAGUUAGCAGCCUAUUAAAGCUUCGCUGCAGAGGAAGCCAAAUCUCCAGACACUCUGGGGGAUUGCAUUAGAUCACACCAAAAUGUAGGAGUUUGUCAUAGCAGUUCAUCCCAGUGGGUGCUCACAGGGCGCAGUAAGGGAUUGGCUACACAGCCGGCCCCCUGAGUCGACCUCAGGACUAUUAUUAUUAUUAUUAUUAUUAUUAUUAUUCAAGCAGAAUCCCUGAGGUCUGCCUGAGUUCAUUUUAAAAGCAUGCAUUGUUUUUAAACAAAAUAGUUUGUCCCCGAUCUAAUAACUGUUUUUUAAAAGUACCAACUUACUUCCGAGGGAAUUUAGGUAACUUCAAAUUGGGGGAGGGGGAAUCAAAGGUACCUAGCAGCAUUUAAAAACUUGGUUGUUUUUCUUUUGCGGGGUGUGUGCGUGUGCGUAUCUUUAUAAAACUGUGGCAACUGUGUUGAGCGUGAUGCCAGAAAUCUGAAGAAAGCCCUCCAGAUUUCUCUGUGAAACUCUAUAAUGUUGUUUAUGUACAUUGCAACAGUAAUGGGAGAUACAUAGGGUUUCAUGUUCCUCAAAAGAGUGAUACAGCUAAGGCAACGAAGCAUCCCUUGUCUUUUGUUUUCCAGCUCACAGUUAACGAAGCCGCUGCUCAAUUGUGUGUGAAGGAUAACGCACUGCUGACCCGGAGGGACGAACUCUUUGCACUGGCGCGACAAAUAUCCCGAGAAGUUACCUACAAAUACACUUACCGGACUACCAAGUAAGCUGCUUUUUUUUAAAAAAAAAAGGGAGGGGAGAUCCUAAUUGCUUUAAUGAGGUUUAUUGUAUCAGAAAACCUGUUUUUAUUUUUCUUGUUCUGCAGUCAGGGUCAUAGAAUCAUAGAAAUCUAAAGCUGGAAGGGACCCUGUCAUCUAGUCCAACCCCCACGACCCUGAAAUCAAGAGUCCCAUUCCCUCCCUAACUCAUAGUCCUGAGCUGGCCCAAUUGCCUUCUAAAUCCGGCCUGCAGACGGUCCGGGAAUCAGCGUGUUUUUACAUGAGUAGAAUGUGUGCUUUUAUUUAAAAUGCAUCUCUGGGUUAUUUGUGGGGCAUAGGAAUUCGUUCAUCCCCCCCCCCAAAAAAAAUAGCCCGGCCCCCCACCAUGUCUGAGGGACAGUGGACCGGCCCCCUGCUGAAAAAGUUUGCGGACCCUGAAUUGUGCACACCCCACCCCACCUAUUGGGAGCCCAUGAGUCUUGGCAUUUCCACACCACAUUUUUCCUAGUUGUUGCAGAAAAUUGUACUUUUCGUAGAUCAGGUGGCUUCAACAGGGUUGAAGUUAAAAAUCUGACCCCAACCCCGACACGCUAGCUUCCUUUGUACAGGGAGGUUUUUUUAUACAAAGGAGCAUUUAAACAUUCAAAUCUUUCUCCACCGCCCAUAAUCUCUAAUGGUAGUCCAGCAAGAUUGAACCUUACGUCAGGUUCUUAAACUACAGGACGUGCUUUGUGAACCUAUCUGGAAAUUGAGGCUUAAAUGAGAAAUUUCAGUUUUCUAUCUCUCUGUUGCAGGCAAGGAUUUUUCCAAGGUGUUUCUUUUUCUGAAGAUAAGUGUGCGCUACCUAGUAAAAACAAAACAAAAUGUGUUUUCAUCUCCUAGGUCUAAAUGUGGAGAAAGGGAUGAACUGUCACCAAAGAGAAUUAAGAUAGAGGUACUGUAUUUUAAUUUGUUCUGUUUAGUUGUAAUUGCUAAAACCGACUUGCGUGAGAGAGGAAAGAACCAUCAAGGCUUCAUUUGGUGAACGGCUAUGUUCUGCCUCACUCUCCCAACUGAAAAACAAAUCCCUUAAAAUACAAUGCGUUCUGAAUAAAUAUGGUCCGGUUUAUCAAAGGUUCUGUAGUAGUCACUUAAAAUAUGAGGGCAGUUGAAACAAUAUAGUGGAGCUUGUGAAGUUGUGAGUUUGGAGAGGAAAAGUUGACCAGUAAUCAGGAUAAAAUAGAUAUAUGUUCCAUCUCCCCCUUCACUGCCCCAGUUUUAUUUAUUUAUUGCUUUCAAUGGGCAGUUUGAAAUUGGUGUUCACCCUUUUCACAGCAUUUCUACAGUGGAACAGGCACAGUAAAUUCCUGCAUAUAUAGAUUUUCUUUUACAUUUAGUUAUAGUAGCAGUAAAACACACACAGCUGGCCUUUUGCACAGUUACACAUGUUCUUCCCUGAAAUAAGUAAAAGGAAAAUACCCGCCCAUGAGGAUGGGGGAGAGCUUUUCCCCAAAAAGCUUACGAGACCAGGAUGUCCCUACUUAUUUUUUUUUUCAUUGAGAAGAUCAGCAGGUAUUAUUUCAGCAGAAUACCAGGGGGAGAAAACACCGAUCUGAAUUUAAAUAUUUCACUUUAUAAAUAUAGGGCUCAUUUUACUGGAGAAUAUUUUUAGGAGUGGAAUUUGACUGAUGUUACAUCCUCACCAUAAGGCUCCUGUCUAGCUUCAGCUGUAGAUCAGUUAAUUGAAGCACAAUCUUGUGCAUGUUUGCUUAUUCCGUUGUGUUAAAUGGGGCUUGCUGAGUGCAGCCACAGUGCCAUGCUAGAUAAACACUGAAUGUUUAUCAGGCUAGGUUGUUGUUGUUGUUGUUGUUGUUAAAAAAUUGAUUUCUAUACUGCCCUUUAUUAAAGAUCUCAAGAGUGGUGUACAACAUUAAAAUUGUAUUUUAUGGAGCAUAAUAAUAAAAACAUAAUUAAAAAGCAUAGUAGUACAGUGGUACCUCGUAAGUUGAACAGAAUCCAUUCCGGAAGUUUGUUCAACUUCCCAAACGUUCGGAAGCCAUGUCGGAGGUGUGGGUUCCAAAGAACGUUCGCAAACUGGAACACUCAAGUGUACAGUACAGUGGUACCUCUGGUUGCGAACGGGAUCCGUUCUGGAGCCCCGUUCGCAACCUGAGCAGAAUGCAACACGCGUAUGCGUGGGUCGCAAUUCGCCGCUUCUGCACAUGCGCGUGACGUCAUUUUGAGUGCAUGCGCAUAGCUGUUAACCUUCCCUUUUUGGCGGGAAAUUCCCUUAUCCCAGCGCCAUUUCCCGCUGUUAUCCCGGAUUGUUAGAUAUCCCGUAGACUGUCCCCGGGACAGGUGAGGCUGCUGAUCCCUUAUUUUCAAAUCUGAAAGUUGACAGCUACGUGCAUGCCUGAGCGGCAAAACCCAGAAGUAACCCAUUCCGGUACUUCCGGGUCGCCGCGGGACGCAACCUGAAAAGAUUUAACCCGAAGCAUCUUUAACCCGAGGUAUGACUGUGUUCUUGUAUAGUAUAUAGUUUGCGUAGUAUACAGCAUAAUAAUAAAAAUAAUCAUAACGACAGUCCCCUUUCUUUAACAGACCAUAGAUUAUUUAAUGGCUGAAGGCCUCAGUAAAGAGGGAUGUUUUGCCUAGUGCCUAAAGACAUAUAAUGAUGGCGCCAGGCGAGCGUCUCUGGGUAGAGCAUUCAACAGAUUAGGAGCCACCGCAGAGAAGACCUGUUCCCGUUAUGCUCAUAGUAAACCUAUUGAAAUAAAGUAAGCCUCACUUAAGUGUGACUGACAUUGGAUGUUGCCCUUUAUUCCAUCAUGGUUUUCUUCAGGCAAAUCAUGAUCCUCUCUACCUCCAUUUGAGGAGCACUGGCAACAAUUUUCUGCACGUCUUGCUCAGUUAUACGGUUUGGGUCUUUUUGUGCGCUAGAGCAUCGUUUGACCUAAACACAAAUAAUUUUGUUGAGUAGGUGGAAUUCUUAUUUUAUUUUUGGCUGUUUUCAGAUGCCUCAUAAACUGUGUUUUGUUGUUGGGAUCUUCCUAAUGGAGGGAAAUAGCACGGAGAGAAACUCCUGCCAGUAGCUCUGGAAUGUUCUUGCCCUGUCUAAUGGAUCUUGUUGCCAUUAGGGAACAAUUUCCUGAUAGUCAGAAAAAUGAGCACAUGUAUACACACACUCUGGCUUAUGGAGGUAAUGACUAAACCUAGCAAAAACAUGGAAAUAUAUUCAGUAUUUUUUCAUUUGGUAUUUUUUAAAAAAUAGAUCCAGUUUUAAAUAAUGUAGCUUGCAGACUAAGUAAAUAGGCUGUCAGUUUUACCAUAAUUUCCCUUCUGUGUUGAGGGAUAUGUGAUGCAGCAGGCCAGUAGUAAUUUGGAUGCAUAUAUUUCCCUGUAAAGGAACAUUUCAGGAAAUGGUCCCUUUGGAUGCAAAAAUUCCUUUGUACAAUUCUAUUUUGUGUGUGUGUGUGUGUGUGUUUAAACUACCCUGGGAAAAUGUCGAGGGCACAUUUUUAUUCUGUAGCUGCUUGUUUUGGGUGGACUAAAAGUGAAGAGACAGGGCGAGGGAAUAAUUAGCGACUUACAUGUUCCUAUAAAAGCCAGUGAGAAUUUUGCAAGGGGACUUUGAAAGUCUUGUUCCUUUUUGUGCAGCAGGAAAAGGAAGGUAAUUGCUGCGAUCCGUUCUUGUACACAUAGCCCUGUCCCAAAACUAGUAAAGGUAAAGGUACCCCUGCCCGUACGGGCCAGUCGUGUCCGACUCUAGGGUUGUGCGCCCAUCUCACUCUAGAGGCCGGGGGCCAGCGCUGUCCGGAGACACUUCUGGGUCACGUGGCCAGCGUGACGAAGCUGCUCUGGCGAGCCGGCACCAGCGCAGCGCACGGAAACGCUGUUUACCUUCCCGCUAUAAAGCGGUGCCUAUUUAUCUACUUGCACUUAGGGGUGCUUUCGAACUGCUAGGUGGGCAGGAGCUGGGACCGAAAAACGGGAGGUCACCCCGCCGCGGGGAUUCGAACCGCCGACCAUGUGAUCGGCAAGCCCUAGGCGCUGAGGUUUUACCCACAGCGCCACAUGCGUCCCUGCGUCCCAAAACUACACCCUAGUAAAAGGUUGCAAAAUGCCAAACAUCUACGUGUUUCAGGACUUCCGGGACAGCGCCAUCGGCAAUGGCGGAGUUCCUCUGACCGAGAGGAACCCGCUCUGUGAAAAUCGGGUCUUGCCGCCGCAGCGAAGGCGGAGACCCUUUAAAAAUCCCAGGCGGAGGAAGCCUGGGAACGUGGGAUUCGGCUGACACCAGGAGCGCCUCCCCUACUCGCAGGGAAACCCUUUUUCGGGGGUCUGAAGCGACGUGGGGUGAGUGGCGCGGUGUUUUGAAUCAACUGCUACUUUUACGGAGUGAAGCCGCACAGCCGUUGCCAGAGAGCACUGACUUUUUUCCUGUGGACAAUUGGACUCUAAACAAGUACCCGUGAGUAGAACGGAAAAUUUGAUUAAGUAUUAAGAAAUAUUUUAAUUUGGCACCGAAACGGGAAGGUUCUAAACAGGAAGUCUGCCUCCCGUUUUUUGUAAAUAGAUUGAAGCAAAAACUUUGUAAGCUAAAGUCUGGAAAGUCGUAUAUAAAGUUCUAAAUUUCCUUCAUUCAUCACCACCAAAACCCCUCUUGGAAGCAGGAGAAAAGAGGGGGAUUUUUGACUGUUUAAGCCUGCAGGAGAGAGAGUAAAGAAAGAUAAAUUUUCCACCGUCUCAAACCUGGGAACGAGGUGUCAGAGACAGAAAUUUAUGGGGAAGUUCAUCGACUGUGAACGGAACGUCUUUUGACAGAUAGUAAAAAAAAAAGAGAGAGAAAUAAAUUGACUCCAAUGUUGCUUCUUGCAAUCAAAAGAAACAAAGUAUUUGAAAAGUGAAAGUAACUUUUCUUUGUUGGUCCUGCUUUUAAAAGAUGGAUACAAAUAGAAAUUGUCUCCUCUAGACGGAGCUUGUUAAUUUGUUGCCGGAGCUGAUCUGGGGACCUCACAGCUGUAUGAUUAGGAUCGUGAGACCAGACUCUAACCUUGGGGGAAAAAAUGUGUUUACAAGAAGUCUUGGUGCUUGCUUUUUGCAAGACAAGUGCUUUUCUGGAGCAGAUGCAUGAGAAGAUGGAUUUGAUGACUGUUGCAGUUAAAAACUUUGGACAAACGGCGAAUACCCAUAUAGAAACCAUUCAGGAACCAGCCCAGGAAUCUGUUUUGAUAGAGCAAGCACAAGUGCAGAAGAAAAUGGAGGAGGUUGCUGUUGAACCUCAAAUAACACAAAUGGAGAGAUCCGAGGCCUUGCAGGAGUAUAAGCUGCUGUUCUUGAAGUUUGAAUCUGGAGUGGACCGGGGGGGUCUGGAGUUGUGAGGGCUCUUAAUUUUGGAAAGACUUUGAAACAUGUUUUUAAAUACUUUCUAGAUUACAGUGUUGACUGUGGGGAAUGGGACUGUGGGGAAUGGGCUGAUCUGCUGAGGAGAGAUGGAGAUACUUUUGGAUUGGAGUCCUCCCGAGACCUACCCCCCAAUGAGAAAGGAAAGAAAAUAAGAAAAAGAUCAACAAAAGACAAAGUAAAGGGCAGGUAUAAACAAGAAGAAGGCCUGCAGAAGGGACAUGGAAAAGACUUAAGAGCCUCGGACAUAAGAGCACCAGGUUGAUGGAUUAGAUGGAUGAGAAAGGACUGACAAAACCCGAGACCAGGAAGAAGAGACGAUGGAUGAAGAUUGGAAGAAAGUUUCAAAAUUUAUUUAGAAAAGUAUUGUAAAAUUAAUGAGUAUUAGAAAAAUGGUGGAAUGAAAUUAUUUGGCUUUAGCAGAAAUGUUAAAAAGAAUUAUGUAAGAAUGUGUUAUGGUUAAAAGAAUUUGGUAUAUAUAAGAUUUAAGUUUUAAGUUUUAGGGUUUUUUAGGGUAAGAUAAGGUUAAAAUAGAUUAAGGUAAUUUAAAUGACAGAAUAUUGUGAAAGAUGGAAAGGAUUUGCUGAGAUAAUUAACAACUAGAAUACAAAAAGGGAGGUGUCAGGAGGUCAUUGAAAUAAGUUAUUGAAAGUUAAGGAUUUGGGAAUAUUAGACUUGUUUUUUAAAUGUUUGUUUAUUUUUGUUUUUUGAUUUAGAUGCAUUGUGUGUUUUGUUAUUUAUUUAUUUAUUUAUUUUGACUUUGGUUUUUAUUGAUCUGUAUUGUUUAAUUGUCAUGUUUAUCUACUUCUUUCUUUCUUUUUCUCUUUCUCUUGUCUUUUCUUUCUUUUUUCUUUGUAACUUUAAAAUUCUCAAUAAACAUCAUUUUUUUUUAAAAAAAAAUCUACGUGUUUCAUAUAUACGUGGAUUGUACCUGGUGUUAGUCAUACUCAGAACAGACCCACUGAAAUUGAUGGCUAGGAGUAACUUAAGCCCAUUAUUUCCUGUGGCUUGAUUGUACAGUCAUACCUCGGAAGUCGAACGGAAUCCGUUCCGGGAGUCCGUUCGACUUCCAAAACGUUCGGAAACCAAGGCGUGGCUUCCGAUUGGCUGCAGGAAGCUCCAAAGGAAAGCAGAGCAAUACGUUUGGCACCAGCUUGGCUGCAGGAGUUGCUGGCAGGAGGCGUACAAGGCACCACCCAACCAUCUUAGGGACUCUACUCUGGAUUUGUGUAGGAUUUAUUCCUUAGCCUUUUCUUCUCCUGAAGAUCUCCUACAAGGUAGCAGAGGUUUAUGUCCAGAGUUUUUUCCUUCUCCUAGAUGGGCUAGGGAUGCGGGUGGCACUGUGGGUUAAACCACAGAGCCUAGGAUUUGCUGAUCAGAAGGUCGGGGGUUCAAAUCUCCGCGACGGGGUGAGCUCCCAUUGCUCGGUCCCUGCUCCUGCCAACCUAGCAGUUCGAAAGCACGUCAAAGUGCAAGUAGAUAAAUAGGUACCGCUCCAGCGGGAAGGUAAACAGCGUUUCCGUGCGCUGCUCUGGUUCGCCAGAAGCGGCUUAGUCAUGCUGGCCACAUGACCCGGAAGCUGUACGCCGGCUCCCUCGGCCAAUAAAGCGAGAUGAGCGCCGUAACCCCAGAGUCGUCCAAGACUGGACUUAACUGUCAGGGGUCCCUUUACCUUUACUAGAUGGGCUACCUUCCCAGGUUGAGGAGCCCCAUUUGCCCCUCACUUCCCUCUACGGCACGUGCAGAGUCUGCCUUCUUGACCAUUGGACCAACUAUUGAUCUCGCCCACUCAAUCUGCCAAUACCUGUCUCUAUGGAGCAAGCAAGCAAAUAAUCCUUACCCCUGGUAAUGCUUGAAACAAAGAAUGCUUGCUGUUUGUUUGUUAAACAGUAAAACAAUAAACAGGGCGGUGAUGCAAUGACUACUGCAGUCAACACAGGAGGAGGAGGUUUAACAAACUGAAGGACAUCGUCUUCUUUCUAUGUUUCUCCCGAUGGAAACAUGCAGAUGGGGACAGAUAUACCCUGCUUUAAGUCAUUUACAUACUGCCUUCUCUUGUGUAUUAUUUACUACAAAGCUCAAUGACUAAGCUCUUUAGCAACGAAACAUCGGAUUACCAGGACGUCCAAGCACUGAACCAGUGAUUUAUAUCACAAGUGGACUCUUUAUUACUGCAUUUGCAAUUGUUCGAGAUAAUAUCUAUUUUGGAAUGAGAAGAAAUGAGCACUGAACCACUGAUAUAUUACAAGCGAACUCUUUACUUACUUGCUAUUGCUUAAGAAAAAACCUAUUUGGGAAAGAAAUUACUUUUGCCAUUUUUAUGGAUGUUCAGUGUUUGUUUACAGAUAGUGAUAUUGUGCCGUUUGUUUGCUAAAGACAAGCGGAAAUAUGGUUUUCCUCAUUGAGGCAUAGUAACUUUUCAAGAUUUCAGCCUGUCUGGUAUUGUUCUUGCAAACACCUCCCGUACAGCAGCAGGUGGUGGUUCCCCCUCCCUUUUAAAAAAACUUAAGUUCUUGAAGUGCUAUACAGCUUGCUGAAGCAUGAGCCAAAAACUUUUAUAGAUGACUCCUUAACCCUUACACCAAACUAUUUUUUCUCUUGCCACCUCAGUUCUCCUGCUUAGAUGAGGACUGAAACGCAGGAGCCCAGAUUGUCACUACAGUCAUACCUUGGUUUUCGAACAGCCUAGUUCUCGAACAUUCGGCUCCCGAACGCCGCAAACCCAGAAGUGACUGUUCCAGUUUGCGAACUACUUAUGGAAGCCAAACGUCCGACACGGCCUUCUGCGGCUUCCGAUUGGCUGCAGGGUCUUUCUGCAGCCAAUCGGAAGCUGCGCUUUGGUUUCCCAACGCUUUGGAAGUCGAAUGGACUUCCGGAACGGAUUCCAUUUGACUUCCAAGGUAUGACUGUACUGUUGAUUCCCCUUCUGCCUUUCCACCGACGUCAGUGCGUGUAAAACACUGCCAUUUUGAUCUCGGGAGGUGUUUAACGCCUCUUUUCCGCAGGUGGAAAUGAUUGCACACACACACACCCUCGGGGUGUGAUGUGAAAUGGUUUUCCCCCAGUAUAAUAAAGAGGAGGGUUUUCCUCCCUCCCUCUCGGAGAUGGAGGCGCCUGAGAGCAGGACUGCGUGGGCAAGCAGACCUACGGACUGCGUUGCAAACAUCACCUCUGCAGGGGGAAGGAGUUUUGCAUAAGCAACACAAAAGAAAGAGGGUGGAGGCAAAGCAUAUCACAAAUUACACCCGGUUACCUGUGAAAGCCUCCCCCCCUUCCCUCAUGUGACCUCUCCCUUUUCUCGAUGGAGUGGGUGGGUAAGUUUGCAGGGAGAGGCGGGGGCGGAAUCCCGGGAAAAUGACAAGCGCUGGGAGCCGAGUGGGCGGGAGAAGGAAUGCAGCAAUUAGGUUCGGAUUUGGGAGUAGCUAUUAAUGAGUUGCAGCGAGGUCCCUGAAUGCCUUCUCACGUGCGACGAAACAAAAGCAAUAUUUUAGUUACAUGAAGUUCCCACCCUCCCUCUUCAGCAGCUGCCUUGAUCUGUGGGUGUGUGGGUGGGUGUAAGUGUGGACUUGAUGUGGGUGCCCCCUCACUCGCCCCCUAGUCCAUGACACCGACAGCACACAAGGCUUUGUGUCUUUGUCCCGGAGGAAGCACAGCAAAAUCACUGGCGGUUGAAGGAAAGCUCUGCUCCCUCCAGCGCUGUUAUUUUGUGCAGAAAAGGGUGUGUAGCUAGGGAUGUUCCCCCCCCCAAAAAAAUACAGGAUUGAGAGUUGGCAGGGCAUGUGAGACAGACAACAGAGUCAUUACAGUCCUAUGGACUAAGCAAUACAAAGGGAUCCUGCCCCCAAGCAGCACAUCCGUAAGCGGAGGUGGCGGGAAGAUGGAUGAGAGGGCGAAACUUGAAAGAUCCAGUGGGAGUAAGAGACCUAGAGGGAAAUGGAAGGGGUGGGUGGGUAGCUGGGAGGGCUGGAUGGUGGGGGGGGGGGAGAGGUUCGGCGUUCAUGUCAGCAUGAGUUAUAAGGUGGGAGAGAAAGAACGAGGGGAAAAGAACGAGGGUAUGCCCACGCCGCUGCCAAGCAGGGCUGAAAAGCAAGAGAGUGUGGGAUUUCUUUCUCUCCCCGAAGAUCACAAAGAACAGCAGUGGUGCAAUCUGGUGUUCGUGUAGGAGAAGUGUUUGGCGGAGGGGAAGAAAGCGCCUGUGGGGUUUGGGAACAUCUGCUCAAAGAAAUCGCUUUAAGAAGAGCCAAGUUGGAAGGGAGCACGCUGGGUGUGUUUGAUAGAGCAGGCCACAGAGAGCAACAGGGAGAAAGGAACAUUUGGCUAUCAAGACACUCUUCACCCCCUUUUCAUAGAUUUUUAAAUAUUUUUUUUUUUAAAUCAAUUUUAUUAAAGGUUUUCAACAUAAAAUACAGUCAUGCCUUGGAUCUCAAACGCCUUGGCUCCUGAACAGAUCGGCUCCCAAACUAUCAAAACCCGGAAGUGAGUGUUCCGGUUUGCAAAUGUUCUUUGGAAACCGAAUGUCCAGCAGGGCUUCUGAUUGGCUGCAGGAGCUUCCUGCAGCCAAUCGGAAGCCGCGCUUCGGUUUCUGAACAUUUUGAAAGUCGAACAGACUUCCGGAACGGAUUCCGUUCGACUUCCAAGGCACGACUGUACAACAUUAAAAACAACAACAAGCAAAGCUAAUACCUUAAAAGAUCAAAAUAAUAAAAAGGAAAAGGAAAGGGAGAGUGAAAAACCACACCCAAACAAACACAAAAUUGUAUAUUCUAUCAACCUAUCUUCAGUUCACAAACAUGAGAUCCACGUCUUCCCAGCUCCCAUCUUUCUCAGCCUCACACCUGACAAAAACCACUCUGUCUCUCACACAGAUAUUUUCUAUCCAUCUUCUCUGUGCAUUCAUCUUCGUAUCAUCUUCAUAUCAUACUUAUAAGAAAUAUUAUUUAAUAUUAAUUUUAAAAACCUAUGAAAAACUUAAUAAGAAAGAGAAAAAAAUAGGUACUCUCUGUUUUUUUAAAAAACAUAUUUUCUUUCAAAGUGACAUCCCAGGAACAAGUAGGCGGGUUACGGAUUUUACUUCUUUCUUUCUUUUUUUGCGGGGUGGUUGUGACUUGGACUUAGGGCCUGUAGUGGCAGUUCUGGGUGAUGAGCUGCGAUGCUUGCUCCAAGCCACCUGGGCUCGGAAGGAAGAGUCAUAUACAAUCCUGGGCAGCUUCCAAAAAAGCAAGGGUGGAAGAGAUCAGCUGGGUAGGAACGGGUAUAGGAAAUUCCCGUCACAUUCACCCCAGACCUCUGUGUUUGUUUUCAUUCUUCCUCCAAAUAAGCAGUGUUAUCAUUCUGCAAUUAUCAGUGAAACAUGGUUGAAGCAGUGGUUUGAAUGGCGCCUUGAAUGGUGGUCAGGGGUGCCGUGGGCAACACUGGCCUCUGUCCCUUUUUCCUUCCCUCCUCUGAUGUCCUCUUGUGUCUCUGCCUCCCAAAGGCUUGCACGGUUGUUGGUUGCAGCAGCCCUGGCUACAAGCUCUCCAGGCGAAUGGCGCCUCUGGGGCUGUCCGGGGGGUGCUUCCCAGGCCCCUAUGGGGCAGUGUGAGGAGGCACCUCUCUUUGGGGCAUUGGGGAGCAGCUCAGAAACCAGGGGCGGCAGCUGCGGCUGCCCAGAGGACUCCCAAGGGCAGGAGGCUGAGGGAACCCUCCACAAGGGUGGGUGUUCGAAAAAGGGUGUAAAGGUACCCCUGACGGUUAGGCCCAGUUGUGGACAACUCUGGGGUUGCGUGCUCAUCUUGCUCUAUAGGCCGAGGGGGCCAGCGUUUGUCCGCAGACAGCUGGUCAUGUGGGCAGCAUGACUAAGCCACUUCUGGCGAACCAGAGCAGCGCACGGAAACACCGUUUACCUUCCCGCUGGAGCGGUACCUAUUUAUCUACUUGCACUUUGACGUGCUUUCGAACUGCUAGGUUGGCAGGAGCAGGGACCGAGCAAUGGGAGCUCACCCCGUUGUGGGGAUUUGAACCGCUGACCUUCUGAUCGGCAAGCCCUAGGCUCUGUGGUUUAGACCACAGCGCCACCCGCGUCCCUUCGAAAAAGGGUGAGAGGCUGCCAACUCUGCAGGCAAGGGGGUGACGUAACUGGGCUCCUGAGCCCCACAGGGGUGCUGCAGAAAGAAUGCAGUUGGUCAAGGGAGCCGUGGACUGUAAAAGGUUGAAAAGCUCUGGGUUAAAGGUUUAAAUACUACUGGUCGCAGCCACCUUCCUCCUCUCCUUUCUCUGCCGCUGCAGCCGCGGUGGGGAUGGAAAGUCAGAGAAGCUCUGCCUCGCCACUUAGGACAACUGCGUUCACAGUGCUGUGAGCAAGACUGCAGCGCUCUUCAGGUAUUCAUACCAAAUUCACGUAAAGGUGGCGGUAGAGUCACUAGUGCAAGCCCUGCUCUCAGCAAAGCCUUCCCCCAUUGAGCAGGGAAAUCUGAAGAAAGCUUCUAACCACAUCAGUUCAUUCAGCAAUGGAAGAUUUGGGCAGCACCCAUGAUUUUGGGGCAGGGCGGGGCAUCCACGAUCCCCUCCCCACCUGUUGCUUGAGCACCCAAAUGAGGCUUGUCGCAGGGGCCCUUUUGCGAAAGCUGCCCUUGUAGGCUGAUGAGCACCACGCAUAUUUAAACCAUGUCUUCUUAAAUGCGAGCUUAUGGUAAUCUGGAAUUUCUAGGGAGCAAACUUUGCAGCUUUUCGCUCUGUGAGGGACAGCUGAUUUCGUUCCACUUUGCUUCCCGUUACAGUUCCAAGCCUUUUGGCGGGGGGUGGGGGUUUAGCAAUGGUUCACCAGUGGUGCUAGUUUGUUAUUCAGAAAAAGGAGUCGUAAUUUGAUGUCCCUGUGACGUUAUGCAACAUGGGCUUCUGUUUUGUUGUACGUUUUCGUGCUUUCACAACAGAAUGAAAGCACCGUGGCUGCGUUUGGAAACUGCUUGCUGAUAAGGUUACUUAUUUAUUUCCCUUCCAUCCUAAUGUCUUAACUUGCACAAAGCAGACCUUUUGAUAUUCCUGAUUGAAAUUCCUAAAUAAAACUUCAAGGAGUCUUUUGCUACCUUAAAAGCCAGCACAUUUAUUGUGCCACAAGCUUUCAUUUAGGUAGAACAACUUGCACUCGAAGCAUUUCUUUGUGCCUUUAAAAGAACCUACUUUUGUUAUAUACUUGCUCAGCUUCAAAACCUUGAAACAUUUAUUUUUGCCCUUAAAAUAACUGCGGAAGAACUAUUCUUUUUCUCUCUCUCUCUCUCUCCACACACACCAUUGGCUGUAGUGAUGAUUUAAGACUGGAAAAAUAUCUUUAGUCUUGUGAAUCGAAACAUUCUGAAAUAGUAACAGCUCCUUUCCCUGCUUUUUCAUGUUUGCAGGAUGGCUUCCCUGACUUCCACGACGCAGUCCAGAGUUUUUACCAGCAGGAUUCAGUCAAAAUACAACAGGCAUUGUCAAAAGGAAAGUGUGAAGACCUGGCAGCGCUUGGCUCACAGGUAAACAACCUAGGGGCUGCAAUAAAAGGCUUCCUCGUAUUAAUGCUUCUUACAGAACAAUCACAGUUCUUUCCUUACAGGACACUCUGUCCCCGUUCUGCAGAUCAAGGGGUCCUUCUGACCUGGCUGCGAUCGUUUCACUUCCAGUGUAGGUGGUAUGACUCACAACUGGUGUGUGUGUUUUUUUGAAAAUGGCAUGCUCAUACGAACACACACUCGUAACGGCUACAGCUUUAUCUUCAUUCAUAGUAAGGGAAUGAAGAUUUUAACUGACCGGAGCAAGGGGCCUCUUUCAGUGUUUUCUGCCUCUUUGUCAGUACAGAGUUUGGCAUCUGGGCAGAUAACCGCACCAGAUCCCCCAUAAUCACCUGUCUAAGCUGUGCUGCCUUCGACUUUAUGGAGGAAACUUGAGACCGAGAGCUCUCAUUCUUCACCCCCUAUUGUCCUUCCUCCCUGACUCUGCCUCUUCUAAGACUCUGCCUCUGCCUCUUCUAAGGCUGGUGUGCUAGAACUUAUCACCUGCUCACCUGCUUUGUGAAGUGUAGGCAGGUGACAUAGCGCAGAUCUUGUGCAGCCUCGAUAGUGUGUUGUGCUGAUACUUCAGUGGAGACCCAGCAGCUCUCUGGGCCAUUGCAAGAUGAGCAGCGCAGAUAGCAGAGGGGGUAAUCCCUACCAGAGUGCUGCUGCCUUGCUAGAGGGAACUCUCUGCGCUGCUGAACAUGGUGAUAUCCUCUAGAAUUAUGCUUCUCUGAGAUCUCCUCCACUUCAGCCUCUACACAUGACUAGCUAGCCCUCGUCAGAAGCCCUGCCAGUCUCAAAUGCUGCCUGCUGCGAUUGUGCAGUGUGAGAUACAUUUUUUGCGUGGGAUUUAAAAAGGAACUAAGCAAUCCCUUAAAAAAGGAACAGAUGAGAAAAAAUAAAAAUAAAUAGGAAAUGAAGAUAAAUAGUGGCUCCUUUCAAAUCUUCAUAACCUUGUGUCAAUACACAGUUCUUUUUUAUGGAAAAAAUGUGGGGGAACUCGUCACAAAGUUUGUUUGUUUGUCUGUUGUGGGCCCAGCUGCAGUGCCACACGACCCGGGCAGUGGCUAAAUGUAAGAUGUGAUUAAUAAACCCAAGCAGACAAUGAUCUGGAUUAAAAAAUGCCCACGACUUCAUUGAUUACAGAUAUAGGUAGAUUUUUGGCCCAGGCAUUGGGUGUUUAUCUCUUUCAACCUCCCAGACAAAAAAUAUUAUUUAAUUUUAAAAAGGUAAGGGAACUUAGUUCCCCCGAAUUUCUGCUCAAACCUGCCCCCCCCCGGUCAAUACAGUAUAUUAUGAGGACUAAUUACUUGGCCAGUCCAAGGCAUUUAUUGAUUCAAAUUGAACUACGGGAGUGCCUCUCCUGGUAUGUCCCACAGAGGAACUUAUGGUCUUCAAACAAAAACAUCUUGAAGGUCCCGGGCCACAGAGAGGUUAGGCUGGCCUCAACUAGAGCCAGGCCUUUUCCGGUUGUUGUUCCGAUCUGGUGGAACGCUCUGUCACAAGAGACAAGGGCCCUGCAGGACUUGACAUCUUUCCGCAGGGCCUGCAAGACAGAGCUGUUCCACCAGGCCUUUGGUCAGGGCACAGCCUGACUCCCUCCUUUGGCAAUCUUCACAGAACUCUAGCCCAAUGGUUGCCAUCAAUUUGAUUUGAAUUAAUUUUAUAAUGAAAUGAUUUUAGAAUGUUGUAUUAUUUUAUUGUUAUUUUUAAAAAAAUAAUAUUUAUUAUUUUUCCAAAAUCUUAAGCACAAAAAAGACAAUACAACACAUCAAAUUAAUAAAACAAAACAAUAACAAUAAAAUAAAUCAAACAAUUUCAUUAUCCCAUCUUUCAUUCACGUAUUUCCACGACCUCCUCACACCUCCCUCUUUGUAUUCCACUUCUAUUAAUUAUUUCAGCAAUUCCUUUCCAUCUUCCUCUGUUUUCUAUCCUAUAUUUAUCUUAACUCAUUCUAACCUUAUUUUUCCUUUAAUGCUCUGUUAACCUAUCUGUACUUAAUUCCUUAUAACAUUUCUACUAAAGCCAUAUAACUUCAUUCCAACAUUUUUCUAACAUUCAUUAAUUUUACAAUAUUUCUGUAAAUAGUCUUUAAAUUUCUUCCAAUCUUCUUCCACCGACUCUUCUCCCUGGUCUCGGAUUCUGCCAGUCAUUUCCACCAGUUCCAUAUAGUCCAUCAACUUCAUCUGCCAUUCUUCCCGGGUGGGUAAAUCUUGUGUCUUCCAAUAGUAUUAUUUUAUUGUUAUUAGCCGCCCUGAGUCCGGCUUCGGCUGGGGAGGGCGGGAUAUAAAUAAAAUUAAAAAACAAAACAAAAACUAUACUUAAAUGGUAUAUGUAGGUAUACAGUCAUUACAGACCAGUACACAACAAACACAGAACAGAAGAUUACUCUGUUGUGCCAUGCUGCCUCCUUUCACACCAGGCUGAGCAUGUUUGAUUUCAUUUUACUGUCGACCUGGUUAGAUUCUCACCAUCUGGGACUGGGCAUCACGAGCAGUUUCACUUUCAGGCCUCUGAAAAAAAUAAUCUCUGAAACCACACCUGCUGUCUUGGUUUAGCCAUGCCGUGGGUUCUGCGCUUACAUUUUUUUAAUCCAUAGGAGCACUGAUGUCCUCGGAUCCCCUCCGAGGAAUGGGAACAUAUUGUGGUAGUUAUAUGGAGCCAUUCGUUUUCUGAAUCAGCGGUGAGUCUGUUUCUGUUGAUGGACUUCCAAGGUCACCCUUGAGAUGUUCAGCAUCAGUAUUAUGAGGCUCGGCUGCCAGAAGAUGUGCUAUGAGUGUCGUGACAUGUCUCUGUGCACCGGAUAACGCAAGAAAACAAACCAAACAGGACAGUGUCUCCUUGUGAACAUCACUGACGUUGUACAAGGGAAAGUUGUGCUAGAUCAAAAAGCCUGCACCUAGCGCCAUGUGAACUUAUACCUGGUUUCCAAUAGGUGGCAAGCGGCUUCACGGCAAGCAACAGAUUGGUAUCAAAACAUUUAUUUAAGAAGUUAUCAAGUGAGUCAGCCACUUCAUUACAGACAGCACCAAUGUGUCUCCUAUCAGAUUCAUACUGAUGGCAUUUCUUGCAUUGGGUUUGUGAGCUCUCUGUCCUCAGCUGAGUUUCUUCUACCAUCACAGUUCUGUCUGGUUGUGCAAUGGCUUCAUCCUUGAAAGCACUGGCGCACUCACCAAUCGAAUGCCGUUCUUUCAGUGCUGAGAGCUUCAAUUUUUACUGGUGUGGCUUUUUCACGUGGAGGAUGCUGAGCUCAUCUCCUUGUAGCUGCUUCCUGUACCUGCUGAAGACCAUAAUUACAUCAGCUAGAAAAGUCCCAAGGAAGAGUUUUUCCUCAUCAAGGAGGAACGCAAGAAAUCUGCAUGCCAGUUUCUAUUCAUACUUCUUGAAGGAGAGGCCUGGAGAAUGUCAGGAAGCUAGUACAGUGGAACCUUGGUUCUCGAACUUAAUCCGUUCCAGGUUUCCGUUCGACUCCUGAAACGGUUCGAAAAUCGAGGCACGGCUUCCAAUUGGCUGCAGGAGCUUCCUGCACUCAAUUGGAAGCCGCGCCGGACAUUCGGCUUCCAAAAAACGUUUGCAAAGCGGAAGACUCACUUCCGGGUUUGAGGUGUCUGGGAGCUGAUUUGUUCAGGAACCAAGGUACCACUGUAUUGUAUUCACAGGUGAGAAGGAAAACUCGGUCCACCUGACCUCAGAAAGCUUGGGGAGUGCAAUGAGACAGCUGUUACUGGAUCUGAAGCCUGGUGUGUGGAAAUACAUAGAGAACUUGCGCAAAGACCAUUGCACCUGUGGCUGCAGAUUAAACCAGAUUGGUGUAUGCACUGGAGAUGUGGAUCUGAAGGGAGAGAUAAAGAAAAAAUACCAGCCACCAAGAGAAACAGUUUUGCUAUAGGCAUGGGUAGGAGGGUAACUAACCCCCUGGAAAGGGGAACUUUCGGUGAUAGAGGAUGAGAUGGUCCUGCAGCAAAAGUGCUAAAGCACUUCCACCAUCUGUGGAAACGUGAUGACUUCUACGGGAAAAGCAAAAUCUGAAAGCUUGCUUUGACUUUGAUUAAGGACUCAUCUAAAUCCCGUGCACACAUUUAACCUACACAUUUUCAAAAUUACAAUUCUGCCUUUUUCCAAAUGAUCUACAUCACAGUAAUGGAAAUAGAUCACAUUCAGAGUUUAUAAUUCUCUUGGCAUUGAUAAUUUUGCACUCUCUUUUAGCAGGUUGUUAAUUAUCUUUCUCCUGUAGUGUAUAAGGCCCUGGUCUUUUUCCAGGCGAAACUUUCACACUGUUUCCCCCCACAAUCAUACUGCCAUGCUACACUUUUCAGAAUGGCAGAUUGCUGGCAUUAAAAAAAAAAAAAAAGGAUAGUGAUAUUUCCAAAAAUAAAGCUUGAGGGAAAUCUUGCCAUAAUUGUAUUUGCAAUUUUUCAAAGAAGGAAAAAAAAGUUGCUGUUGAAAUAUUAAUUGAUUGAUUGAUUAGAAAUAGGCACUCAAAAUGGGCAGGGGCUCAUUCUGAAGGGUCAUAAAGAUGUCAAAAUAUUUAAGUGGGUUGAAAAUAGCUGUAGAUUUGUUUUCCUUUCCGUUUUUUGUUUGAUUUUGGUACCCCAGUAGGAUGGGAGGGAGAAAUUUGGAACAGAGUGGUGAAUUCUGAUUAACUUUGAGAAUUUCCCCCAGACAAAUUCUGAAUUGAAGCAGCUUGCUGUAGAUUUCAGCUAAUUGUUAUUUUCUCUCAAGUCUGCAAAAACAACAACAACCCAACAACCAUGAUGUGACCAAAUGUACAAGUGUACUGAGAUUCUUCUUGCGUUGUGUUUUACCUGUGUUCCCGAGUGCUGGUACAACACCAAAAGAAAAGAAUCCUGACUAUCGCAUUAUGAUUGCUUUUUUGGAGUGUUUUAUCAGUCAGCGUUGAGAGGGAUUAAUAACCAGGCAACAACUCUCAGAUCCUGUCAUCCUUACCUUUUGCUGGCUCCCUGAUUUCUUUUUGCCUGGAGAUCACCAGCUCCACUACUGGUUGUCAGUCUCCUCCUUCCAUGAUUCAGCCUUUCGUAGAUAAUUCAGUCUCCUCCCUCCAUAAUUCAGCCUUUGUAGGAUUCCUGGCCGAGACUAUGCCAUUUCGGUGUACAGUACUUCACUUGGCAUCUGGUUGGUGUAAAACGACUGUACUUAGUAAUCGUAAUUGUGAUUGUGGCAAGUCCCUAAAUCUGCCUUUGUCUCAAUUGCAGCCUGAGAAGAUGAUGGCCAAGCAGAUGGAGUUCCUCUGCAGCCAAGCUGGCUUGGAGAGACGCCUUUCCACGGGCCUCUACAGACAAAAUUCAGAAGAGCAUUGUGCCAAUGGCUUGACAUCGGAUUAUGGUGUUGGGCAAGGUACAGUAGCUUCCAGGCAUGUAUUUGCCAUCACACAUCUGUUUUAGAAUUGUCAGCGUUUGUGAGACUGGUGCAACAGCGAUGAUUGCUAAAUUAUGACGAACUGAAAUUUCCUGUGGUUAAUGAUUUCUUGGGAGAAUAUUGUGGGGGCAGAAAUGUAGUCUGUGUACAUAUUGUGUUAGGAGAAAUAAACCCUCUGAGACCUAGAUUCCUUCGUGGUUGCCUCUCCUGCGGUUGUUCCCACCUGGCUUGGGUCAUCCACAUGAUCUCACAAGCAUUUUGCUAGUUCCAGACCAUGCCUACAAUGGCUGCUAUGAAAAGAGCUUCAUGUUUCCAUGCCACAUGCCAUAUGGAAGCAGUCAAGCCACAUGGGUGGAAGAUUUUUAAGUUGCCCUUAGGAUUGCGAGAGGAGCAGGGGCUACUACAGCUCUGAGAUAUUGUUUAUCGACUUACAUUUCCCCAAAAGAAGACCCUGGACAGUGAACUGUAAGGGAGAUGUGGAGAUCUAAAAAUAGUCCAUAAUUUCUGGCACAACAAGCCUUUUGCUUAUAUUUAUUUUUGAUUCAGAUUUGCCAUGGCCAGUGGCUAGUACAAUAAAAUUAAUUGGAAGGGAUUGGACUUACAUUUAUUUAUUUACAGUUGCCCUGUCCCAGCUCCUGCCAACCUAGCAACUCGAAAGCACACCAGUGCAAGUAGAUAAAUAGGUACCACUGUGACGGGAAGGUAAAGGGCAUUUCCAUGUGCUCUGGCACUCGUCACAGUCCUCCGUGUGCCAAUAGCAGUUUAGUUAUGCCGGCUACAUGAUCCAGAAAGCUGUAUGUGUACAAACACCGGCUCCCUUGGCCUGAAGCGAGAUGAGUGCCACACCCCAUAGUCGCCUUUGGACCUAACUGUCCAGGGGUCCUUUACCUUUCUACCUUUUACAAUGUCUUGUUUUUACGAUGUAGGUCACUUUGAGGCACUUGAGUGCAAAUAUUUCGGAAAUCUUUAAGUGGUGUAGAGUCUGAAAGACAGCAAUAGAUCAUUAAAAUGAAAACAAAUACAAUGGAACCUCGGUUGUCGAACGUAAUCCGUUGGGAAGACUGUUCAACUUCAGAAACGUUUGACAACCAAGGCGCAAUGGGUGGUCAACAAAGUCAAUGGAGAAAAUGGAAAAACUCGCCUUGGAAGCCGUUUGACUUCUGAGGAGCGUUCGAAAACGGAAGCAUUCACUUCUGAGUUUUUGGUGUUCGGGUUCUGAAUAAUUUGGCUUUUGAGGUGCUCGGAAACCGAGGUUCCACUGUACACACUAAAAUCAGGAAAACGGCAACAUAAAAACACACACACCAAAGCACAUACAAAUUAAUAAAAUAGAGAUCAUAUUAAGUUAUGAUCAUAUCAUGGUGACAUGGGCUGUUGGGGCUACCAUUAGCAGCACUGUGCGUGAACUGCCUCUCGGUUAUAGUAUUGAAUGGAUAUCUCUUUGUCAAUAUAUUUUAGGGGAAAGGCCUUUAAAUCUACGCAUGUCGAGUCUACCAAAUAGGCAUAUGCCUCACAUUUCAUUAGAUGAUGAGCCUCACGUCGUGAAGCCUCUCUGCAGUGACUUGAGCAGAUUGUACGCCAGUGCUGAAGCAAAGUCACAGCCUUCAGGUAAAAAUCUUUCCUGCUCAUAACAACUAUGACCAGGGCCGGCCCACCCAUGAGGCAAAGUGAGGUGACUGCCUCAGGCAGCAGGUUUCACAGGGGCAGCAGAUCCCAGUGGAGAUCUUCCAGGGGUAGAUCUUCCCUCAUCCCUUCUUUCCUGCUGGUGAGGGGACACCACUUUAUGGUUUACCUCAGGUGCCAAAAUGUCUUGGGGCCAACUCUAUCGUGUGAAAUUUGUGGGGCACUUUCUUUCAGGAGAGGGAAAAUAAUUUGCAGGCAUCUUGUAUAGCCUUUUAAGUGCUUAGUGAUAUUUCGGGCCUCAUUCAAAUGUUAUUUCUCCAUUUCUCCAGCAUGCCUCAGGGUUUAUAUCACAGCAGAAAUAUCUGCAAGGCCAACCACAUGGGGUGCUAGAACUGCAUGCCACAUCAGUAUUGUUUAUAAUUUCGUUUUUUGCUUAUAACUUUUUAUAAUCUUAUUGUUUCGUUUUAUGUUUUUACAUUGUCGUAAACCGCUGGCGGUACAUUACGACGGAAAGCAGAUAUAGCCUAGUGGUUAAACUGAAUUUAUUGCUGUUUGGUACUAGAAGGGUACAUUUGUGUAAGAUUUUAUAUGCUGUGUAUUGACUACAACUGGUCGAAAAGAACACUGUUGUUUCGGGUCGAUAUUUUUCUAAAAGGAAUCCAUUUUGUUGUUGCAGAAGGCCUUGGUAUCUUAAAAGAUUUUCCUCACUCUGCUUUCAACAGUCUUGAAAGGAAGGUGAUAAAGACAGAGCCAGAAGAUACAAGAUAG
Podarcis lilfordi (Lilford's wall lizard) is the source of this 83115-nucleotide messenger RNA. NCBI's taxonomy places the organism in Eukaryota, Metazoa, Chordata, Lepidosauria, Squamata, Lacertidae. The record is from the annotation of a GenBank genome assembly.